UAUAGUGUUCUUAACACAGCCCGAGUUGGAAUCAAACGAACCGGAACAGGAAAAGGUAGGAGUUUGUUCAUUUUUAAAGUUACGUACACAAAAGACUGUUAACAAUAUAACUUUAAGAACAUUUUGAGGGCCAAGCUAUAAUUCCUGAUGAAUUAAAAUACAAUAGAAGACAUCAAGAACAUUUGUAAAAGACCUAUGACACACAAUAUUUAUGAUGCCUGCUGUAUUCUGAAAGGGUCUACCUGACCCAAAAUCACACUAUACAACAUAAGGGAUUACAUAGGAUUUGUGGAUUCCAAUAAAUCCACAAAUGUUGGGUCCCCACAUAUUUUAAAAUAUAUAUGAAACGUUUUGUGAAUUUGAGACAAAGGAUAUUUUAUUUUAAAAAAACAACAACAACAACGGCGCCUUUGUUUUGCCCUUAGUUUCCUAAACACGUCAAUGAUGUUAUAAAAAUCAAGCUUCCACCCUAAAAGAGGCUCAAUGUCUAACAAGAGCAGAUUCCUGGUUCUCGCCUGUACCAUAGUCAACAUCAUAACUGCAUUGAUCAAUUUUAGCGUGCUGGAUGACCUCUCUGCUGUUGGAACAUUUACUAGAAUUGAACAAAAGUACGCAAUGCAAUCAUCACAAUUUUUUUUAAAAUUUCACACAGCUUAAUUAUGAAAUUUCGUUUAUCAUUUGAUUAGAGAAAUUGACUUUGCUCCAAGUUUGGAGGACGAAUUUGUAAUAAAUGAAAACAUUUUUCCACCUAAUAAGUCUCAGAAACAGUUGAAGAACAUGUAAUGAAAAAGACAGUGCAAGAACUUCCAAUUUCAGCCUUAAACAUGACGAAGUAAUUUUACAAGAAGCUGAAUAUAGCUGCAAUCUAAUUAACUCCUGUAACGCGAGCCAUGAGACCUGCUACAAAGGAAGCAAUAAAAGUGUAAAAAAAAAAAGUUUUACAAUACAGCUGCGCUCUCAACGCUUCUAUACGCCUCGAAAAUAGACAGUAUAUCAAAGCCAUUUUAGGAAGCUAAGAAACUAUCUAUCAAAGCCAUUUUAGGAAGCUAAGAAACUAUCUAUCAAAGCCAUUUUAGGAAGCUAAGAAACUAUCUAUCAAAGCCAUUUUAGGAAGCUAAGAAACUAUCUAUCAAAGCCAUUUUAUGAAGCUAAGAAACUAUCUAUCAAAGCCAUUUUAGGAAGCUAAGAAACUAUGUAUCAAAGCCAUUUUAGGAAGCUAAGAAACUAUCUAUCAAAGCCAUUUUAGGAAGCUAAGAAACUAUCUAUCAAAGCCAUUUUAGGAAGCUAAGAAACUAUCUAUCAAAGCCAUUUUAGGAAGCUAAGAAACGAUCACACGAUGAGCCUCCACAAAAAAUCUUCGACAUCAAAUGGAAGAACAAGAUUCCGAACACUGAAAUCCUGGCACAAGCAUGUCUGCCUAUGUUUUGUACUUCUCCUAGCUCUGUAUGAUUCCUUUCAAAAAAAAAUAUUUCGGCUAUGAACGCAUAACUUUAAAGUUUGAUUUUAGAUGCCUAUUAGUUUCGACGACUUCAAUGCGUUGCUAGAUAGUUCGUUAACACAAAGUAUACACAGUCUCAGUAUCAUCGUCAGUGGUGUGUCACGCUUGGGGUGCAGGUGUACCACGUGAAAUCAAGGGAUUCAAACUUGCAAGAUUUUUUUUUUAAAUUAACGUUGUCGUAACGUUAGGCAGAGUAGUAAUUUCCCUCUGUUGCCAUUUUUAACUGUCACCUGGCAUCAUGUCCCCACAACCUAUAUAUAUUUUUUAGAAUCAUAAUUAGAUUUGAUGUUGCUGGUGUAAGCAUGAUCUUGUAAAACCUAAUAAGUUAAAAUUUGAAUUUGGUUAGGUACUUUUUUUUUGUGUCGUCUUUAAAUUGAUAGGAUUCUUGCUUUUUUUUUUUUUUUUUUUUUUUUUUUUUUUUUUUUUUUUUUUUUUUUUUUUUUUUUUUUUUUUUUUUUUAAAUUUAAAUCUGGCACAUAGCGACACCUUACUAGCCUACUCAUGAUGCUUACAACGCAGGGUACAUUUUCGUUCAAAUUUUGACAGUUCUGCAGUUUAUUUACCAACUUUGUGCGAAACGGCAACGUAUGUCUCUCAGAACACUAUCUGAUGAACGAUUCAUCACACAAUUUGUGUACAGUUUAACUUUUGCUGGUGUCAGUAUGAACUCUGUACCUACAUGAAGCUAAGAACACUGUACCUAUAAUACAUGUCGCCUUGGCACAUUUAAAUAUAAUGAGAUUUGGAUGAUGAGGAAACAGUACUUGUACACAACAGUGGUGAUAUUGAAGACAAAUACAAUUUCCAACCCUUGGGUCUCUAUUUACUCCAUAGCCUCGGAGUCUGCUCGGCCCUGUCUCAAACACAUAGAGUCUUAACAUUCCCCUUCAUCAAUCACUUUCCCACGAAACACUGUCCUGGCCCUAUCAAUCACUGUCCCAUUUAUCACUGUCCCAUCAAUCACUGUCCCAUCAAUCACUGUCCCAUCAAUCAGUGUCCCAUCAGUCACUGUCCCACCAAACACUAUCCCAUCAAUCACUGCCCCUUCAAAAACUGUCCCAUCAAAAAACUGUCCUAUCAAUCAUUGUCCCAUCAAACACUGUCCCAUCAAACACUUGACUCUCAAAUUUUAUCCAAUCAAAUACUAUCGGAUCAAACACUGUCCCAUCAAAAACUGUCCUAUAAAACAAUGUCCCAUCAAACAGUGUCCCAUCAAACACUGUCCCAUCCAAACGUUCCUCUCAAACACUGUCACAUCAAACACUGUAACUUGAAACACUGUACCAUCAAGAAUUGUACCAUUAAACACUGUACCAUAAAAUACAGUACCAUCAAACACUGUACCACCCAUUGACGUACUUAAACUUAAUGAAACCAUGCAUGCUUAACUUAAAAUCAAUUGUAAAAAAUCAUAAUUAAAAACAAUUUUAAAUUAUUGAAAAGUAUGAUUACCAUUAUGUAUAUGAUGUAUAUGUUUAUGCGCAAUGAUUAUGCGUUGCACAAAAUAAAUAAAUAAAACAUUUUUUUUUGAAUCCUCGAUUUCUUUAAUAUCAACACGAGGAUGGCAUAAAUGAGUAUAAAAGACAAGAUGAGUCCAGCACUACUUAUCACAUGUUGUGGGAGGGGGGGGGGGAUUUCCCGCUUGCAAAUUUGGGGCGUGUGGCAAUUCAUUAAUGGUAAUAGAGAUAUUAAUUAUUAUCAAGAUCAUUUGGGUCAUUAACGUUAUAAUGCGUUGAUAUUGUCUUGGGUCACCAAUUUCACCAGUGUCCCGAUAUUGUCUUAGGUCACCCAUUUCACCAGUGUCCCGAUAUUGUUUUAGGUCAGCCAUUUCACCAGUGUCCCGAUAUUGUUUUAGGUCACCCAUUUCACCAGUGUCCCGAUAUUGUUUUAGGUCACCCAUUUCACCAGUGUCCCGAUGUUGUCUUAGGUCACCCAUUUCACCAGUGUCCCGAUAUUGUUUUAGGUCACCCAUUUCACCAGUGUCCCGAUAUUGUCUUAGGUCACCCAUUUCACCAGUGUCCCGAUAUUGUCUUAGGUCACCCAUUUCACCAGUGUCCCGAUAUUGUUUUAGGUCACCCAUUUCACCAGUGUCCCGAUAUUGUUUUAGGUCACCCAUUUCACCAGUGUCCCGAUAUUGUUUUAGGUCACCCAUUUCACCAGUGUCCCGAUCUUGUCUUAGGUCACCCAUUUCACCAGUCUCCCGAUAAUGUUUUAGGUCACCCAUUUCACCAGUGUCCCGAUCUUGUCUUAGGUCACCCAUUUCACCAGUGUCCCGAUAUUGUCUUAGGUCACCCAUUUCACCAGUGUCCCGAUAUUGUCUUAGGUCACCCAUUUCACCAGUGUCCCGAUAUUGUUUUAGGUCACCCAUUUCACCAGUGUCCCGAUAUUGUCUUAGGUCACCCAUUUCACCAGUGUCCCGAUAUUGUCUUAGGUCACCCAUUUCACCAGUGUCCCGAUAUUGUUUUAGGUCACCCAUUUCACCAGUGUCCCGAUAUUGUUUUAGGUCACCCGUUUCACCAGUGGCCCGAUUCCCCUGGUGCACGAUGUCGCCCCGACCAGUCCACCGCCGUGUCUGACCAAGGAGUGUGUAACCAUGAGCAGCUACAUCUUAAACAAGAUGGAUUUUUCUGUCAGCCCCUGUGAGAACAUGUAUCUCUACGCUUGUGGUGGACUGCAUGCCAAAACUAAGUUUCAUAAGUAUGUGGACAUCUAUGCCCCUGUAAUAACAGAUGGACUUUUCGAUUAUAAAGUGGGAAAGGUAUAUUUUUUUAAAAUGCUAAAUUGUAAAUUAAAUCGUUUCUUUUGUAUUGCUUUGAAAUUAGAUACAAUUUAAACUUUUGUUUGAGCACAAUUAAAAUAGCGCGUCUGGUUGCAACGCCAUGAUGUAAUUUGGUUUAAAAAUGGCUCCUAUAUUCAACAAUGCAAAGAGUAUUUGUUAUAUCCUACAUUAUGAAGCGGUUUCCAUGUUACGCUAUGCUCUAAAAAGCUGCUUUCUUGCUACACAAGACAGUAUAAAAUUUUCUUUUGCUAAAUAUAAUAGUUAAGAAAAAUGAUUUAUUAACAUCUUACGGUAUGAAGCUAUUUUAUUUUUUACAUCCAUAAAUUUCACUCGUUUGCUUCAAAUUCAUUAUGCAUCAACAGUAUAAUACUGUUACAUUCUUGCAUCAACAGUAUAAUACUGUUACAUUCUUGCAUCAACAGUAUAAUACUGUUACAUUCUUGCAUCAACAGUAUAAUACUGUUACAUUCUUGCAUCAACAGUAUAAUACUGUUACAUUCUUGCUUCAACAGUAUAAUACUGUUACAUUCUUGCAUCAACAGUAUAAUACUGUUACAUUCUUGCAUCAACAGUAUAAUACUGUUGCAUUCUUGCAUCAACAGUAUAAUACUGUUACAUUCUUGCAUCAACAGUAUAAUACUGUUGCAUUCUUGCAUCAACAGUAUAAUACUGUUACAUUCUUGCAUCAACAGUAUAAUACUGUUACAUUCUUGCAUCAACAGUAUAAUACUGUUACAUUCUUGCAUCAACAGUAUAAUACUGUUACAUUCUUGCAUCAACAGUAUAAUACUGCUACAUUCUUGCAUCAAAAAGUACUAAUAAUGUUACAUCCUCUAAUGCGGGAUGAUAUUGUUUUCGUUUAGCCCGUAAAUCAUAUUUUCAAGGCAGGUCUCUGCCCCCCCCCCCUUCAUUUCUUGGGCAGCCGACCACCAGGUGGUCCAUCAUUUCGUCGGCCUGGGAAAAUAUCGUCAGUUUGGAUCCCUUCUAGUAUCUAAUCGGUGGAGAUAACUGCGCGUAACACAAUGGCCUGUCACCAUCUGGAUGAUGACGCUGUAAUCUUGUCUCUUGAGCUCCACCAUGUAUGGCUUUUGCUCAGUCUUGGCAUUCUCUGUUAGAGCUGUCGUCCUGAAUUCCCUUCAGCCCAGCCGUUUAGCUCACGCUACUGGGUCAUUGAUUUAGGACUUUACCGCCUUUGGCAUGGAUGCCUCCUAUUGUAUUCAGAAUGGCGCAGAUCACUGUAGUCUCCAUCGAGCCCCUUGCCACACUCUUAAGAACAGAGCAUGAGUCAAUGAAGACUAGAAUGUCGGGUAAGCUUUUUCUCCUUGCUAAGAAUUGGGGAACUCUCUUAAAGGACACCAGCAUCGCUUCUAGUUCGGCAUCGAAGCUGUUUCUUUUUUUUUUUCACUGGGCUCCGAUAACUCCUGGGGUGAAGCUAUCUCGUUUGGGUAUUGAAUAAGUGCCUCGUAUCUACAGUAAGGUUCUCGGGCGAAGCAUGAGCGGUCCGUGAAGUCCUUGACUUUGCAGUUCGGAUAGUUUUCAAUCUUUCUUAGAGUUUUAUCUUUGUUCUAAUUGGGAGUUUGAUUUUGCAAGUUCGAGACAAAGCUCAGGUAGGAUUAGGCUUUCGUGGGGGACCCGUGCCGGGAUCACCCUCACACUCUCAUUGCUUUUGGGUAAAGCUAGAUCUCCCUUGAGAUCGUUGACCGCGUUCUUAAAGGAUGGUCUCUUUAGCCUGACUUAUUUAUCCAUUUGUUCUGUAACUGAAGGCAGGGUUCCUGCCUGUCCUUGCGCCGGUAUCACUCAACCAUCUUUAGGACUGCCUUUUUCCUUUCAGUAUCGAUUGUUUCUACGCCUGCUACAAUUUCUACUGCGGCUAUUGGGUUAGUGCGUAAAGCCCCACACACAAAUCUUAGAGCUCGGUUUUGUUUGCGGUCCAGAGUUCUUGAGGCGCGCGGUGCGCAAAGAUCUGGGGCGGGAAGCUGUAGACCAUUGCACCUCUCUCGCUAACAAGAUAGAGAAGUCCGCCCACGUGUGAAGCUUUAGUGAACCGUCUCCUCGUAUUUACGACCAUUUUCUACCCGUUAGUUGGGCCUUCCAAUAUGUCUAGGUCGCCCUAAAAGUGGAUUUGCAGUUGUUUGACAUCCUUACCUUAGAUUCAAGCUACUAAUAAAUCAGCGAAUGUGGCGUUCUGGGACUCCAACUGUUUGGUCAACAAUAUAGGCGAGUGUACAUCUUAGGGCUUACAACUGCGCGAGUCCGUCCUCAAGGACAAGUUGAUUUGACAAGCUUUGGUUAACACGUGGGCAAUUAAUCGGUUCUGAGGAAAUUUCUCUGCCAAUUUGUGAAUCUGGACUUUAUAAAUGAGGCCCGCGAGCUAAACUUUGUCGUAUGCCUGUUGAAAAUAAAGAACACCGAGAUCAUGUGAUUUCUAAUUUCAAGUUCGUUGGUCAUCAACGGAUGAGUUGGUCCAUUGGUUUGCGGCUCUUGCGGAACCCACCAUGCGUUGGAGGGUGGCCCUGUUUCUUCUCUAAAAAUCAGUAGAGUCGUGCAUUUAUCAUUGGCUCAGCCACAUUCCCCAAAAACGAUAUUAGAGAAAUUGGACGGUGGCUGGCUGGCAAGUGUCGUGGUUUUCCUUAUUGGCAAUGAGAAUGACUAUUGCUUUUUUUACACGAUUUCCGAAUGCUGCUUGUAGUUCUAUUUAUGAGAGCCAGCACAAUUUCUUUCGAGCCUUUCCCCAGGUGGCUUAACAUUUUGUUUUGGACUUUGUCGGGCCCUGGAGAUUUUUACAUUUUGAACUUUCCUAGAGCUGUUCGCAAUUAUUGCAUGGUGAAAAGUUCUGCCAAAAAAUCUUGAUGAGACCAAACACGUUGGGAACGAGUGCCCUUCCUCCUCUGGAUUCUUACAUUGCGACAUUAGUCAGUCUCUUUGGCUAUUUUAUUCACUUGUGCGAAGUGCUUACUGGGCGGCCGUGUUCGUUUGGUGUCGCUCUCCUCAAUCGAUUUGUGGUUUUUAUUGGAUGGGUGUUCCUCGCCUUCCCCAUGCCAGAGAGUUUCCUCAUGAGUCACUACAAUUUUCUAAUGCAUUUACACACUUUAAUUUAUUUGCCUUCUGAACUGAAGUCCGGACUUCAGCCAUGCUCGAGCUGCAUGUGUAUUGUUCUUGACGAUUUGUUCUGGGCUUUUUCUUGUUGCUUAAUCAGUUCUUACGGGUCCUUUUCGGAAUAGCUUGAACUUUUGAUUCCCGUUCGUUUUGGGUAUCGUCUUUGUUACGCACUGGCUUCUAAUAUGAGAAAUUAAUCUCCUAUUUUAAUUGUAUUGGCUCGUUGUAAACAGUACCUAACAAAGAACGAUACCAUAGAGUCAACAAUAGUAGAGAUACGAAACCAAAACAAAUGCUAGUUACAAUUAAUAAGAUUUAUUAAGUCUUAAGAUAAUUACAAAAGAAAAGAAAAUAUAUUGACAAUCUUCAACUUACAGUAUGGUAGAUCUUGUACCGGUACACAGUUAACACAGAAUAAUGUGCCAAUGAAUAAUGAUGAAAUGCGAAAUAAACACAUAUGAGUAUGAGCACACAAAUACACAAAGAAUAAUACAUGCCUCGUAAAGUUAAUAAUAUCUAUCUGAACCUCUGUCUCUCCGUAUCUGUCAAUCCCUUAUAUACGUGUAGCGUAAGACGCUUCCAGAAAAGAAUUAUGAGGUGUUGUUAACAUUUCUCGGUUAUCGUGAAGAUUCGACAAGAUACCAGGAGAACAUACUACCCAAAGUGUGAUUGGCAGUGGUUGUAAACAAGAUACGUCAAAUAAUUUUUAAACCACGCCCACAACAAACGCUACCGUCUGCUAGGGAUCUAAUUUAGGCCAAGCAAGGCUCACGCACGGUAAAUGUGUGCUACAUAACUGUCUUACAUGCGGUGCUCCGGAUUUCACCAUUACACCUCAUGUAGAUGAAAUCGAUUUAGCCGGAUUCAACAUCUAUUUCAUUGAUCAUGGUCUUCGACUUUUUCUCAACCGUCCACAUCCAAAAGGAGCAACUGGUCCUAUUCGAAGCAGGCUUUAGUCGUGCCAAAGGUGACCUCUAACAUGUUAGAGAGUUGUUGCUUCUUAUUUCACUUGCAACUUCCAGACUGUGCUUGGACUCGAGGUCUGCUGAGAUAAGCUUUAGUUCCGGGCGUUGCUCCAUGCUGAGACUCGUGUGAAGAAGAGUGGGCGCACUCUCUCCGUCCUGAAGACUGAUUAGGUUUGUCUCAAAGCAGACCUCCUCGAUGCAUCUCCCGGGCGUGUCCCUCUCUACAUAUGCCAACAUUAGCGAUUGGACGUAAAAGUCUACCGCAAUAACACUAUUUUCUAACACUGUCUUCCCCGCGGUAGGUAGAGUAACCAUUAGUCACGGGAAAAGUUUUGACCAUUUCGGUUACCCUCACGCUAAAUGUAUUCGUGUUUGUGUCAUUCUUCACUUCCACUACCCGCGGCAUUUUCCACACUUGAGGUGGUAUAGCAAAUAUCGUGAGAUUAGGAAAGCAUUAACAUGUAGUAAGGUUUUCUGGAUUAAGGCUACAUUCACUUCACGUAAGUGGAGUAGUUUUGUUAUUUUGUGUGACUUCUGCCUUAUUGCACACACAUUAAACUUUACCACCACCUGGGCUUGUUUAGGAUGGUUUUUUGCUCCUGUUCUUCCAUGAUCAGUCACUGGGUGGCCUUGCGCUGUCCUGUCGUGCGUGACCUGACAGGCGUAAUGUUGAAAAUGUUGAAUUGCUAAGCUACUUCAAAAGGAAGCUAAUCAAAUAAGCAGAGGCGUCCAUCAAGGUUACCUCAACGUUUUAUUGUAGGAAUCCUACCAACAUGGAGCACUAGACAAGACAGCACAAAAACAUGACGACGCCUCACAACAGAUAAUGUGGUGUGCAAAGCAAUGCGUAAUCAACAUACAUUCAGUACUUUGUCAUUUUCCAACACGUCAGUCUGGGGUUGGUGCCCUGCAACCGCAAUAGUAGUCUUAGCCGUGUCGGCCCUGCGUCCCGACAGCGGCAGACAGGGGUUUACAAAGGUAGGUUGCGAAUCAUAGUUUGAAAAUUUUAGUGUACCCACCAUAAGAUUUGGUUUGGACAGAAUGCUUUUUCUCAUUGAGCCCGAGGCUUUGCGUCACAUAUUUCCUUGCCCAGUGAGUCAUACGGUCAAAACAUGUUAAUGUGUCGGGAGUUUUUUUUAGCUUCGAGUGAUCAUGUUCACUCUACUAGUCCGCCGUGCCACGUAGAGGCAAAGCCCUUGUGGACACCGUGGGAGCACCGCCUUAAUAUCUGGUGACAUAAAUCUGUGGUGUAAACGCGGAAGAGUCCUUACAAUAUUAUUAUGCUACAGGGGCGUUUAAAAAAAUGUGCAGUUGCGAUCCUUGCUGGUGGAGAACUGAUUAGGAUUCUUAAAAAUUGCGUUACUGUGUACGUGUUUUGUCAAACUUUCAGUCCUGUCACCCCUUUUCGACAUUAUAUUUUAUAGUGGAUUUUUUUUUCGAAAAACAUUUUGUAGGUGUGGUUUGACUAUUUUGUGAUGUCUUUUUUGAUCAGAUACGUUGUCUGUUUAUUUUUUUUUUCCGACCAGCCGACUUCUUUCAACUGUACACCUUCCGACUUUGGGUCCGUCGGUUUCUUAUGAGUACCUUGUUACUGAAGCUGUCUUGUGUCACAUCAAAUUACCCAUUUAAUCCGUUUCAUGUUUCAGAUAAUUGAAUCUAACAAGUCGCAUAUAUUCGGCAAGCAUUCGAGCGCACUUGUUAAGAUGAGAAGUUUCUACCAAACGUGCAUGGACGAGGAGCGUCUUGAAGAAAAAAGCAAACCAGGGAUUAUAAAUGUAAAUAGUUUGGACUUGUUCAUUACUUCCCACAAAAGUAUUUAAGUCUAUUUGUAGGAAAAUGCCACCACUUCCCCAAAAACCGUAUAAUCACAUCAAACGAAUUUUUUUUUUGAAAUUUCCUGUACAUAAUCUUUCUACACUCUAACAUACCGAGUGUCGUAAUAAUACAAUUUACAAAUGAAAGAAAGCCACAACAAAUCCUCAUAUGAUGGUCCCAGGAAACACAGUCAAAAACAGCCCACUGAUAGCCACUCCAUAUGUGUGUAGUAUAGCCACUCACUCUGUGUGUAAUAUAGCCACCCCUCUGGGUGUAAUAAAGCCACUCUCUCUGUGUGUAAUAUAGCCACUACCUAUGUGUGUAACUUCUCACACAGAAGAAGGUCUGCAGGGGCUGGUUAAUCGCCUAUCACAUGCUUGUAAGGAGUUUGGUCUUUCGAUUAAUCUACAGAAAACUCAUGUAAUGAUGCAAGAAGUACCGUCACCUCCAAUCUUCUCUAUUGAGGGUCAUAAUCUUUCGGUUGUUGAUCAUUUCAUAUACCUGGCAUCCAAUAUUUCUAGUUCUCUCUCCGUUGAUGAAGAGAUCAAUAUCAGGAUUGCAAAAGCAGCAGCAACCAUGGCUAAACUGAAUAAGCGGGUGUGGAAUAAUCUCAAUCUAACUGAUAAAACGAAAAUAAGUGUCUAUCAGGCCUGCGUGCUUAGCACGCUCCUAUAUGGUAGCGAAGUGUGGACCACAUACACCAGUCAGGAGCGGAAACUCAACAGUUUCCAUCAAAGAUGUCUGCGUCGCAUUUUGCGCAUUCGUUGGCAGGACAGGGUGCCUAACGUGGAUGUCUUGGAACGUGCACACAUGUUUAGCAUAUUCUCCUUUCUCAUCAAGAGACGCCUUCGCUGGUUAGGUCAUAUACGGCGAAUGGAGGAAGGACGUAUCCCAAAGAUUCUGCUGUAUGGAGAGUUGGCAGAGGGGACAAGGCAUAUUGGACGACCGCGCCUGAGAUUUAUUGACGUUUGCAAACGAAGCAUGAGGGAAGCCAAUAUUGAAACAAACGAAUGGGAGUACAUUGCCAAACAUCGCUCCAACUGGAGUGUUGGAGGAGUGAGAAAGGCAGAAGUUACUCGAAUAGAGGCUCUCGAAUCAAAAAGAACGAUUCGAAAAUCAAGAAUUUACCGGGUUUCAACAUUCUCCUGCGAGAGAUGCGGCCGUGAUUGCCAUUCAAGGAUUGGCCUAGUGAGCCACUCGUCAAAGUGUAGAACUAUAUAGCUACUCCAUCGUCUCGCGUAGACGGAAGGAUUCCAUAAUUAAUAAUAUGUGUGUAAUAUAUCCACUCCCUCUGUGUGAAGUAUAGCGACUCAAUCUGUGUGUAGUAUAGCCACUUCCUCUGGGUGUAAUAUAGCCACUCCCUCUAGGUGUAAAAAAGCCACUCACUCUGUGUCACAAAUGACUAGGGCAGGGUGUAACAAUGACGCUCCAUUACAUUUCCAUGUUAGUAAUAAUGCUAUUUUGUUCGGAUUUCCCCAUGGGUCACACCACGUUAGCUGGAUUUUGUAUGGGUGAUGGGCGAUUUCUGGGAGAGGAGGAAAAAUGUUUUGAGGUUAAGGAGCGUUGAAGAUUACUAAAUGUUUUGGAAGUUGGGAAGCGUUGAAGACUAAUGGAUAUUAACGGUUUGAAAGGGAAUAUUAUUAGACUGUAUUGGAUCUAUUAAAACAUUCUUUGUUUAUAGUUGUCAAGGAGAAAUUUCUUAGUCAUUCUUUGAAGGCUGUGUUGUCUUCGUUAUAUUUCCUCAACGUCUGGACAUUGAACUUUCACAGAGAGGAGCAACCCCUGCUUCAACCAACACCAAUACUACUUGGUACGCAACGUGCAAUACCUCAUACUACCAUCAUCUAAUCUAUGACACUCUGUGUGCAAUAUAGCCACUACCUAUGUGUGUAAUAUAUCCACACCCUAUGUGUGCAAUAUAGACACUCCAUCUGUGUAUAGUAUAGCACUCCGUCUGUUUUCGGCAUUUUCAUUUUAUUAUCAAAAAUACAAAAUUUUCUCUUUUUUUUAUAACAUUUAUGCUUCCCGAUUUUGAUCCUCUGGCUUCCAUGACUCCUAGCAUACUUAUAUGUGAUUUGUCAUCUCUGCUACCAUCCUGCUUCACUGACUCCUAGCAUACUUAUGUUGUACUUUCUCAUGUCUGCUGCCAUGUUGCUUCACUGACUCCUAGCAUACUUAUGGUGUUCUUUUUCAUCUCUGUUCCCAUAUUGCUUCACUGACUCCUAGCAUACUUAUGGUGUACUUUCUCAUGUCUGCUGCCAUGUUGCUUCACUGACUCCUGGCAUACUUAUGGUGUACUUUCUCAUCUCUGUUCCCAUCUUGCUUCACUGACUCCUAGCAUACUUAUGUUGUACUUUCUCAUCUCUGUUUCCAUCUUGCUUCACUCACCCCUAAAAUAUUUAUGUUUUACGUUUUCAUCUCUGUUGCCAACCUGCUACUGAAUCCUAGCAUACUAAUGGUGUACUUUCUCAUCUCUGCUGCCAUGCUGCUUCACUGUCUCCUAGCAUACUUAUAAUUUACUUUCUCAUCUCUGUUGCCAUCUUGCUUCACUCACCCCUAGCAUACUUAUAAUGUACUUUCUCAUCUCUGCUACCAUCCUUUUUCACUGACUCCUAGCAUACUUAUAUGUAAUUUGUCAUCUCUGCUACCAUCCUUUUUCACUGACUCCUAGCAUACUUAUAUGUGAUUUGUCAUCUCUGCUACCAUCCUGCUUCACUGACUCCUAGCAUACUUAUGUUGUACUUUCUCAUGUCUGCUGCCAUGUUGCUUCACUGACUCCUAGCAUACUUAUAAUGCACUUUCUCAUCUCUGCUACAAUCCUCCUUAACUCACUCCUAGUAUACUUAUAAUGUACUUUCUCAUCUCUGCUACAAUCCUCCUUAACUGACUCCUAGUAUACUUAUAAUGUACUUUCUCAUCUCUGCUACCAUCCUGCUUCACUGAAUCCUAGCAUACUUAUAAUGUUCUUUCUCAUCUCUGCUGUCACCUCAUCAAUUUUCCUAAUUUCAGUUGUCUGACGUUGGCGUGCUAAUGUAAGAAUGUUUAGAUGCCUUUAUAGCAAGAUUUUUUUUAAAACCCCGAUGGAUCGCUUGGCCAAUCCUAGAAGCCAUACAGACAAGAAUUUGGCUGUGAGCAUUCUAUCCCCGGAUUCUUGCAAGUGUGUCCCUUACUUAUCAACAUUAAAAUAUGUUCUUGAAAAACGAAGGAGCGAUAAAUACGUUUUUUCUCUCCAACAGCUGCUUGAUUACACUAUAGUUUUUCAAUGAACAAGUUCUGAUGUUUCUCUGAGUUUGGACUUAGAAACUCCAUAGAGGUGUUAAACAACAUAGUUCCAAGCUACGCCCAUUUACUUUCGACGUUAUGAUUUUUUUCAGAAACAAUCAUUCCGAAAUUUUCUCCCUGAGAAUCCAAAAAAAUAUUUCUGGAUAGUGUGUCUGUUCAGAUUGUAGAUCCAGAUGUCUGUAGGUCUAUUGUCCACCCUCCCCUCCACCCACCCCCUCCCCCUUUUGUGUGCGUCUUUUGGGUUGUAUUAGGAUGUUGGUCUUGGUGAUAGUAAUUUUUAACGUUUAAUUUUUUUUCCAAUUUUGAAUGUAUGGUCUUGUGUGAUGGAAAAGGGAGGUGGGGGAGGUGGGGGGGCUCAUUCUCUCCCGGUGACUUCCUCAUUGGUGGCGACCGAAUUGAGUACCUGUCUGUUUUGGAACCAACUCAUGCAAACUAGGUCACAUUUUAUUAUUCUUUUGUUCAUGUGGUGUCAACUUCUUGUGACUCUCUCAUUGCCCUAAUGGUGUAGAGACAUCGAGGGGACCCUGCAACUCCUGCAUCUCAGCAGUCCCCGAAUAUAUAAGAUGCCAAAUAUUGUUAUAAGAAAAAGAACAUUCAUAGAAUUUAUUAUUUUAAAUAUCUUUGAAAUGUCCCCCCAAAAAAGGCGGGUGAAUGGGAGUAUGUGGACUAGAACAUUCAAGUGACAGCUGUGUAGUGAAGCUACUGUGCAGUACGAACACUGCUGAUGCAUUGCUUACCUAUAUAUAUAUUGGAACGCUAGGGCGCUGCCUAUGUUUCGCUGAAAUUUAUUAGAGACAUAAAAAUUUGUACACAUCCUAAAAUGAGGUUAACAAGUAAAAAAAACAACUAAAUAUCAAAGCGUCGUCAGAAUUGGAUGACAACAUUUCAGCAACUAUUUUGGUGAGAGCUUUACAAAUUUUCUGUGAGACAGCAGCCUUAAAUAGUAGAUAUGGAUAGCGAUAUCCCCAUGUCAGGAAUAUUGGGCAUGAAACAGUUGAAACUGAGUGAUUCAAUUACUUUUUUUUAAAAUUAUGUUUAUAACGAAUUAAGGAAAUGUUGAAUCUCUGAUAUUAUUUUUUUUAAAACACGUAUUGCAUAUGGUGCAUACAACUAUUUAUGUUCAACAAUUAGGUAAUCAACGAACUUGGUUCUUGGACAAUGACCAACGUCAGCGUUACUCCUUUUGACAAAAAGAACUGGAGCCUCCAGGAAACCCUUAUGAAACUACAUAAAAUGGGAUCAUUCUUCUUUUUUUGUGUAGGCAGAGCUACAACCACACUGGAUGAUACGAAACAAAAGAAAGAGACACUAAUAGUAAGUCAUCAGCUGUGUGCAUGUUGGUGGUAAGCUUUAAAAUGCAAGUGUUCACAUCUUGACACGUUGGUACGGACAUUCAAACAAUAUAUAGAUGAAUGAUGCAAGCAAUAAACACAUUUAUAUUACUUUAAUUAAAAGGUGGGAAAAAGGAUAUUUUAUUCUAUAAGUUUGUCAUGAUAAUAAUAUAAAUAAUUGGCGUGCAGAGUAGCCUUAGAAUAAUUGCAUUGUCAUGUUUUAUGAUUGUAAACAAAUGAGAACAUUUAAGCGUCAUUAUGAGACGAAUGAAAUAUUUCAGGUGGGAUGGUAAGAGAGACCCCAAGAGGAUAGAAAUGUAUAAACACCCAGAAGAUGAUGUUUUAAACAUGUAUACAUCAUAUCAAAGGAGAGAUAAAAAUGAAAAAAAAAAAUCCUCUGGUCAUCUGAGACAUUUGUGAAGAUUGGAGAUAAAAUAAUUGUGAAGAUUCAAGAUGAGAUAUUUGUGAAAAUUGAAGUUGACAUAAUUGUCAAGAUUUCCGCCAAAGGUUUCAAUUAAGAUUUUAUGGUGUUGUUAAUUUCAGACAUGAAAAACGAUAGAAUAUAGUUGUUCUUUCAUUGACAGACUUUAGAUAGGAUUCAAGCCUAGAAGUUAGUUAUUAUUUAUGUUCAAAUUUUAAGGUAAAUAAAUUUUUAAACGUUAUUUAGGUUUUUAGUGUGAAUUAAAGUUAGGAUAAUAAUUCGGAUAAAAUAUGUUUGUUUGAUGUCAUUGAGGACAAAAGUCUAUCGUCGUUAACAGUUUAUAGAAAGAAAGUUUUAAAAAAAAGAACAGCGCCUAAAUGUUGACGCGAUAGAAAUGAGAUGUCAUGUAAAAUUUAAUUUUUCAUAAAUAUUGAAAACUAAAUUUCAGUGGUUAGUUAAGAUUAAAUAAUAGAAAUAAUUGAGAGAAAGUAUGGAUUAAGUUAAGAGUUAAGAUAGUAGUGAGGCUGAAAGUUUAGUUAUUAAUGAAGAUUAAAGCCUAGAUAUUGGAGAGAGUUAAAGUAUUCAAAGAGAUUUUUGCAAAACUGUUUAAAACAGUGGGCAGUCAUUAUAUAACCUUUUUAAUAACAUAUUUCUAUAUUUCAGUUUAUGCGAGAUGAAUCAGCGGUCAUUUCAUAUUUGAAUAGCGGCCCAAUAUUCAGGGAUCUUUUGAUUUCGAUAGCUGUCAAAUUAGCUGAAGGUUUGGGCGGAGAUCCCGAGGAAGCCGAAACAAAAGCCAAGGAGAUAAUGGAAUUUCUUCUCCAAUUGGUAAGACGUUAUCUCAUCUAUCGACCUCAGUGUUUCUUAGUCUUUGAAACUAAAAGGAUGACACGAAAGCUAGCAAUACGCUUGGUGGCCGAUGUUGGACCAGCGGGUUGGCACGUGGUAACUUAGCACUGACAUAAUUCAUGGUAAUAUCUUUUUUUUUUAACACUGAGUUUAUAAGAAUUUGUAUAUAUAUUAAAAUUUGGUUUGGUCUGAAUGUCUUCAAACAAUAUCAAAAUUAUUUUUUUUUUUAAUUAAACUCAAAUAGAAAAGUUUUAUUUAUUUUAUAAAAGCUAAAUCAAAAGCUCUAAGUUUCUUUGUUUAAUAACCACGUGUAACAAAUCAGAUAGUGAAUUUUCCCCUUUUUAAAAGCAAGAUUAAUAAAUGAAAUUGAUUGCUUUUUAAGUUGUUAGUAAGAACAGGCGCACGCCUAGCUUGGUAUUUUGAACAUUUAACACGUUUUUGCAGAGUUUUCAUUCCAAAUAGUAAUUUUUUUGUCCAAUUUAUGAAGUAAUAAAAAUGUAACUUUUAAUAAGAGAAUGCCUAUUAAGUCAAUUAGUGCAGCGUAACUUCACAGCCAAAUAGCACUCACUAAAUUUAUCUAUCACUCAUCUACCCAAUUAUGUGAUAGAUUAAGUAUAGUUCUUAAUGUUAAAAUAUCACUCACUAAAUUCACCUAUCACUCAUCCACCCAAUUAUGUGAUAGAUUUAGUAUAGUUUUUAAAUGUUAAAAUAAAUAUCGAUAAUAUUUCAAUAUAAGGAUUUCAGCGUAGAAUUAUUUAUAGUGUAAAGAAAACAGUGUCGGGUAAAACAGGGGAUCUGAGACUUAAGAAUUUGACUUAUAAUUCAUGGACGUGCAAAUAAUGUGUUUGGGUACAGAGGGCGUUAGUAUUCCGUGAAGUAUUUGAUUAUUUUUAUUAAAAUCUGGAGGGCGGGUUGGGGAAUCAAUACUUUCAUUUUUCCCCAGGGAGCACGCUAUUCGCCUCGAACAUAUAUAUCGGGGGGUUGGAAAUAAUGUGUACAUUUUACGUGGAUGAUAAUAUCUCUAAAUCCAAUAUUAAACUUGUGAAAAAGAGAAGGGUUUUUUUUUUUGUUACUGUUAUGUUUUCAUUGUUUUUAUUUCCAACAUGUAACAUAAACAUAUACAUACAUAAAUACAAGUUCUCAAUCAGGUGUUGGCUUUCUGCUUGCGUCAGGAACACGGUUCAUGAGCACACACACACUCUGUCCAGUCUCUCUGCGCAUGCGCGCUGUUACCUUGGGUGGCUUUCGGUACGGGCCAGUCCGCUAGUCCACCAUAACACCUCCCCGAACAAUUACAAGUCCAGUAUCAAUGGUGCUCGACGUUGUCUUUGAGAUCGUCUGGGUAUGACAUAGUCUGAAGGUCCUGGAUGUCGAGGGUUAAUCUUCUUCUUAGGUGGACUUGGAGUUGUUGGAUGUGUAGACGGUUGAUGACUCAGGGGUGCCUGAGCUGUUGGAUAAAGACUUCCUGUCAUUAUAUCCAAACUUGGUUCUGAAUCAUCUUCUUCUGCUCCGUACCUGGGGCGAAGUUGGUCUAAAUGUCUCUUCCAAAUGGGACCAAUUGGAUAAAUCUUUACCUUAAAGAGACGUAGACCCAAAACGUGGAUGAUUGUACCGGGAGCCCAUCGUGUUUUAGAAUCUUUUGCUGUUCCAUAUACUCUGACGUAACAUGGAUCUUCCCGGUUAAAUGAUCAACUAGGACUUCUGUUUGUCCCAUUGUGGACGGCUAUUUCUUUAAGAUGUUGUCCCUGGGCUCGAUGAGCAGGAGAGGGAACUAGAGUAUCAAUAAGUGUUCUUAUUUGCCGAUUGUUUAGCAGUUGGCUAGGUGAUAAUCCACUUGCCAAUGGUGUCCUACGAUACUUUCGCAGAAAGUCUUGUAGAAAUUCCUUUAAAGGUAAUGAGGAUUUCUUUAGUUAACUCUUGAAACUUUGAAUGAGUCGUUCUGCAGCUCCAUUCGUAGCAGGAUAGUAGGGAGCGCCUGCAAGAUGUACAAUACCCCUCUCCUUACACCAAUGCUGAAAUUCUUCUGAGAUGAAGCAAGUAGCAUUGUCCAUGACUAUGUUGUGUGGAUAGCCGAAAUGAGCAAAAUCUUCCUCCAGAAGAUCAAUGGUGGCUUUGGUCGAUGUAGAUGUUGUCCUGUGGAUACACGGGUCCUUUGAAUAAGCAACUAUCACCACCAGCCAAUGUUAUCCCUUAAAGUUAAUUGCAUGGUCGAUAUGCACUCGACUCCAUGGUUUUUCUGGCAAAAUCCAGGGGUGGAUACUUGCUUUGUUUGGGUCUCUGGCGUGUUCUGCACAUGCCUGGCAUGUUCGACCUAUUUUCAUGAUUUGAGUGUCAAGUCCGGGCCAUUAUACAUAUGAUCUUGCUAACUGUUUCAUCCGCUCGAUUCCAAAAUGUCCUGUAUGCAAGAUUUGGAGAACUUGAGCUUGUAGUAUUUUUGGUGCCACAAUUCUUGACCGAUAAAAUAGACAAUUCGACUCCACAGAGAGUGAGUCUUGAAUAUUUUUAAAAGCUGCAAUAUUAGCUGCCUUUUUGUUCAAGUGUUCUUUGUUUGUAGAGGACGGCCAGCCCUCUUGACAAUAUCUCAUUACUGUAGAUACAGUAGAAUCUUUAAGUGACUCUUUAGCAAGGACUCCUGGGUCUGUUGGUUUGAUCUGUAAACUGAUUUGAUUUGUUUGAUCAUACAAACAGAAUCCAUGUCUGCUUCACUUUCUUCAACAUCACAAAUGUCAUCAGGCCCUGAGUGUAGACGACUAAGAGCAUCCGCAUUGCAAUGUUCAGUUAGCUUACGGAAUUCAAUGAUAUAGUUAUAUUGACUCAAGGUAAGAGCCCAAUCUGGCUAAACGAUUUGCUGCCAGUACUGGUGUUCCUUUUCCUGAACCAAAUAUACUUAUCAGUGGUUUAUGGUCUGUCACCAACACAAACUUUCUUCCAUACAGAUAUUGAUGGAACUUUGCUAGUGCAAAAAUAAUUGAGAGUGCUUCCUUUUGAAUCUGACUAUAUUUGCGUUGUGCUGCUGUGAGAGCUUUUGAAAUGUUAGCAAUAGGGCGUUCACUGCCAUCAGGAUAUCUGUGGAACAGAACACUUCCUAUGCCAACAUUAGAGGCGUCACAGGAUAUGCCUAUGUCUAGAGUGGGAUCAUAGUGAGCUAGAGCUGUAUCAGCUUCAUUUUGCCCAAAGGCAGUACUAGAAUAAACGACUGGAUGUUAUCGGGAUAAUAACGGUAGGUCUUGUGCGAUAUUUUAUAACUGCUAUUGCAAAAACUCAUCACAAUAUAUAACUUUAAAAAUAUAAUGAUAUUUACGUUUCUAACUUCAUUGAGUUUUGAGAAGUUUUUAUCUGCUAUAUAUUAUACGCCUACACUACUCCUUUUCACGCUAUUAAAUUACAUUUUCCUUCUCUAUACAUGACCUUAAAGUACCCAGUCUGAAUUAUCACUAAUUAAUUCACUUUUGUCACUAAAGAAGUACAUUGAGGAACGAUUACUACGCUAGAGAGACACGUUAGAUUAACCAAUCUUCGUGCCCUUGAAUUACAUCUUCUUUGUCUCUAAAAACAAGCUACGUAUCAAAACAAAGGAAUUAAUUUGAUAAAUAAUUAAUUUUCUUGGGUAAAUACCUGUCGGAGGUAGGAAAUAAGAUUGUAUAUUUUUACGUGGAUAACAUUUUCGUUAACUCCUAUGGUAUUUGUGAAAAAAAGAGAUGUUACAUUCUCUGUACACUUAUGGAGAACAAUAAGAGACGAUGUCCUGGGGGAGAAAAAGCUCUACAUUUAAUACUUCAAGAAAAUAAAUAUGACCUUUAAACACAUGAAAAAUCACUGUAAGAUUUUUUCAAAGAAAAUCCAGACGUCAACUAUGACAAGCCAAUACAUUUUGGAAAAUAAUACGAUCCAAUGGCCUCAAAAAAACAAUGUUCGAAGAAAAGUUUCAAAUUGUCUACCUAGGAUGAAGAAGAGCUUUCGACAAAAUCAGGGAAGAAAUUGAAAACCCUAACGUUCCAAAAUAGGAAUUCUUUUUAGCUGGAUCUAUCGGAAGUGGUAAAAUCUUCGUUUACAAAACAAUCAUGCACUAUCUAGGAAUUAGUCUUGCAUGUGCAUUUACAGGCAAAGCAGUAAUUUUUCUUAAGGGAUGCAGAACUUACCACAGUCUUUUUAAGCGGCCUAUUCGAAUAAAUGAAAUCUCAACCUGUAUUAUAUGAGUUGGGACCAAUACAGCAAAUGAACUGAAAAAGGCUGAAGUGAUUAUCUUGGAUGAAGCUUAGAGGGCAGUAAAUGCAGUUCGCUCACUGUUUAGAGAAAUCUUAGCCAAAUAUCCUAAAGAUCCUUGUAAAAACGUUUGGAGGUGGUGCUUUUAUUUUUGGUGAGGAUUUUAGAGAAAGUUUACCCUUUGUUGCCCAUAGCAUCAGGACCGAAAUACUUUCUCCAUGCAUUAAGAAUAGUAAGUCUUAUAAACAUGUUAAUGAAAAUAUCCUUUGACGAAUUCAAUCCGAAAUGAAACACUAUAUCGGCAUAGAUUCAUUUGAACAAGACAAUGCAUACGCUGAGGAGGCAGCAAACUAUUCAAUGGAGCUUAUCAACAGUUUAACAACUGGAGAUAUGCUACCUCAUGGACUUAACUUGAAAUUUGCUGCAUUAGUAAUGUUGCAACGAAAUCUUGUUUUUUUUUAAAAAGAGGUCUUUGCAAUGGUACCAGAAUAGUCACCAAGCAAAUGAUGUCAAACGUCAUUGACAAUGAAAUCCUGACCGGAUCUUUUGAAGGCACUAGGGUAUUUAUUCUAAUAAUUAUUCUUUCACCCAGAGAGCCUCACCUUCCCUUUACACUAAGAAGAAAACAAUUAUCAUUUGAGACUUGCUUUUGCUAUGCCCAUCAACAAAAGCCAAGGACAAACAUUGAAUUCAAUCCGUAUUUAAUUCCUUAAUUCAGUUAUCAUUCAUUAACAACUUUAAGUUGCAUUUUCAAGAAUAAAUUCCUCUUAGCAAGUCAGUUAAAAGUCUUAGGAACUGACCAACAAGGCAAUUUAAAGAAGGACUACGAAGUUUUGGUCUAAAAAGAAGAUUUUGCUCAAUAAUUAAACUUCAUAGGCAGCCGUUGAUUUAUCAAUAUGAGUCAGUAAAAGUGCUCCCCACCUGGUCGUAAAACGGGUAGUAAAGAAAUUAUGUAUCAAUAUAAAUUUAUUUUAAAAAUAUAUCACUUUUUUCUUAAAUGAAUUUAAUUUCGCUGUUCAAUAGUUUGACUACGUCAAUAUCUAAAGUCAAAUUCUCUCAAAGGAUUUUCUAAUUUCUCUUUAAAUAAAACAAACAUUAUGCGAAACAUUUUAGUUUUACGAAAAUAAAAAAAUUACAUUAGUUUAACGAUAUGUUGUGAAAUUAUGUAAAAAUUAAGAUUUAAGUUUGGCUAAACGCCUCCUUUACCAGACUAGACAAAUCAAGGGUGCUGUUUGGCUGAGCGGUCUGAACUUAUUCAAUCUCAAACUUGAGGACUGAAGUUAAAUUUACUCUGUAUCCAUAAUAGAAUCGUCAUAAACAUUGUCUUAUAAAGCAGUCAUUGAUCACAUGAUGCAUUUUAAAAGCAUCUAUUGUAGAGGUCUUUACUUUAUAACAUCUUUUUUUAUUUCACUUGUGGAAGUUCCUUAUUGUUAAGAUCUAGUGUAAGUUAGACUCAUGUUACGCUGGUUGUGGUAUACCAAGCUCUACGGGUAGUUUUAUUUGGUGAAUAUUUCUGGAAGUUUCUAUUUGGCGAGAAACGAAUUGUUGCAAAUGCGUAAUAAAUAAAAAUGUAUCAUACAUAAAAAUGUAUGCUACUUAAAAUUUAUGAUAUAUUAAAAUGUAUGAUAAAUAAAAAUGUGUGAUAUAUAAAAUGUAUGAUGUCUAAAAAUAUAUGUUGUAUAAAAAUAUAUUAUAUUAAAAAAUUAUGAUUAAAAAAAUGUGUGAUUUAUACAAAUGAAUGAUAUAUAAAAAUGUAAGAUAUACAAAUGUAUUACAGGAAAAUGUGGAACCAACUUACACACAGCCUAUGCCGUUGAAGGAGUUACAGGAACAAAUAGGUUCUUCAGUAAGUUAAAAUUGGUUUUACAUAUGUUCCUUGGUUACUUUAGGUUGGUUGUUACAACGUGUUCCUGGGUUAGUUUAGGUUGGUUGAUAAAACAGGUUCAUAAGUAAGUUGAAGUUGGUUGAUAAAACAGGUUCCUAAGUGAGUUAAAGUUGGUUGCUAAAGCAUGUAUCUUGGUAAGUUUAAGUUGGUUAAUGCAACAGGUUGUAUGGUACGAUGAAGUUGGUUAUUACAACAGAUUCCUUAAUUAGUGUAAAUUUAUUUAUAGAGGGGCUAAAGUAUAAAAAAUGUGGCCUUUAUACAUUAUCACCUAGCAUAAAUAAGAUAUAUAAAUUAAACGUUGAUUUUAAAAUAUAACAAUAUAUAUAAGAAUGAGCUACAGUAACAUAACGCCAAAGAGCCCAUACGAUUUAAGUACGUUCGGAUUCCUAAGAAUAAGUAUAGUUAUUUUCUAUUAUUUUACCGAAAUCGAAUAAAUUUAAAUGCUCAAAAAAUAUAAUAAAUCUGCUUUAUUUUAUUAAAAAUUAAAGUUAUUUCAUUAUGAAUUACAAAUACAUUUAAAGUAUCAACCAAGGAACCAUUUUAAGCAUUUUGUAUGUGUUUAAAAGUUAUGAAAACAUAAAAAAAUACAAAAAAUCAUGACCAAAGAAUUACACCGUAAUCACAUUUAUCGGGAAAAUCCUAGCAUCAGUCGUUUUUAGUGCAUCUCUUAGUGCGUUCGUUAACAUUGCGAACUAAAAUUAAAAUUAAUCUGUUCUAAAUAAUCACGCAAAUGACGUCAUAGCGCGAAAACCCUAUUUCGCCAAAACUCUUAUGUUUCUUUAAAUUUAAUAACCGCGCGUGACACAACUGAUAAUUUAUUUUCCCUUAUUAAAAGUAAAAUUAAUAAAUGCAAUUGAUUGCUAUUUAAAUUGUUAAUAAAACACACACACAUUUUUGCUUUGCAUAUUUUUACCUUUAAAAAGUUUUGCUUUUUUUUAUUCCAAAACUAUACUUUAAUUAAAUUUAUAACGUAAUAAAAACUAAACUUUAAAUACAAUUCUAAAAAGAAAAUGCGGUUGCAAUCAAUCAGUGCUGGGCAACUCCAUAGCUAAAUAGCAUUCACUAAUACACUUAUACCUCAUACAAAUAAGAACGAACAAUAUGAAGUGCAAAAUAUGUAAGUUUGGUAAUGAAAGGGACUACAAUCCGUUGGAAGAUUUUCUAAAUUUAUUUAAAUCUGGGCGGGGGAGGGGUUGGUCACCUUGCCCCAGGCAGCACAAGAUGCGUCUCAAAAUAAACGAAUGAAUUUGAUAAAUAAUUAACCUUCUUGGGUACAUACAUAUCGGAGGUAGGAAAUAGCAUGUGUAUAUUUUUACGUGGAUGACGAUAUAUUUAAAUCCUAUGGUAUUACAUUUGAGAAAAAAGAGAUGCUACAUUCUCUUUUUACAAAUAUGUGCAUGUUCAUUUCGUCCAAGGCAGCACAAGAUACGUCUCAAAAUAAAGGAAUGAUUUUGAUAAAUGAUUUAUCUUUUGGGGUAAAUACAUGUCUGAGGUAGGAAAUAAGAUGUGUAAAUUCUUACGAGGAUGACAACAGAGUUAACUCCUAUGGAAUUACAUUUGUGAAAAAUACGAUGUUACAUUCUCUUUUUACAAAUAUUGGUAUGUUCAUUUUGCCCAAGGCAAUACGAGAUGCGUCCCAAAAUAAAGCAAUUAAUUUGAUUAAUAAUUAACCUUCUUGGGUACAUGCAUAUCGGAGAUAAGAAAAAGGAUGUGUACAUUUUUACCUGGAUGACAAUAUGUUAAUUCCUAUGGUAUUACAUUCUCUUUUUCACAAAUAAACAUAUGUUUAGCAAAUAAGAAAAUCAAUGGUGAUAACAAAUCUUGGGUAAAUUUAUAUAAGUAUAUCCAUGAAUAUCAAAACCAAAUCAUAUUACACACUUGAAAAUUAAAUUUUAACAAAUGAAAAUGGGUAAAUAUUUCCUUUUUUUUUUUUAAUUAAAAUAAAUUUUUGUUUUUGCUUUGCAAAAAAGUAAAGAAGUGUGUAUUUUUAUGAGAUAAACAUUUUUUUUUUUUAAAAAUCAGUUACAUCUGAUAUUGGCGUGAACAAAAGUCUUGAGAUUUUUUUUAGAUAAAAGAAUUCUUUGUUUUACGAUUUUCUGAUAAUGUGUAAUUUUUUUUUAAAAAGCAAAAAUAUAUUUAAAUUUUUUAUUAAGAUAUUACUAUAUAUCGAAUUCCUGUAAUACAAAAUAAAUGUAUAUGAUAUAUAUAGAGUUUUUCUUUUAAAUUUAAGAUUAGUUUAUUUUUUUAAUUUGUGAGAAAAAAAUUGUUAUUCAAGGGUAUGAAAGGGUAAAUUUAAAGUAUUUCUCUAGCGUAAUAAUUGUCCCUCAAUUAACUUCUAUAGUGACAAAAGUGAUAUAAUUAGUGAUAAUUUAGACUGGCUAAUUUAAGUUCAUGUUUGGAGGGGGAAAAGUAGUUUAGGGGCGUGAAAGGGUGUAGAGUACGCGUAUCAUGUAUAGCAGAAUUACACUUCUCAAAUGUUAAUGAUGUUAGAAACGUAAAUAUCAUUACAUUUUUAAAGUUAUGAAUUGGGAUGAGUUUUUGCAAUAGCAGUUAGAAAUUAUCGCAAAGGACCUAUCAUUAUUUUUCCGAUAACAUCGGGCCAUUUAUUCUAGUCAAAAAAGGAAUAAAAUAUUGCAAAAAUUAAAUUCAGGUGUGUGUUUAAAUGAUUUCUUGUAUUUUAUACGGAAAAACAAUUUUGUGGGGACCAUAAAGUUUUAACGGCCAGAAUACGCUAGGACAAAGCAUACCGUCAUACCAUGGAUUGAAUUUAGUUCAUAUCCCGCGUUUUCCAAUUAAGGGGUUUCCUUGGUCAAUAUUAUUGCUAAUUUUGGCACUUCACACCCGCAAUUUUAAAAUCCUCCCCCACCCCCUCAAAACUGUCUUAAAGAAACAUGCAUCAAAUUGUAUCCUUUCAUUUUCAAUUUGCAUAACUGUCUUCAUCAACGCAUAUUUCUGGAAACUCCCUCCGUCACGCUGAUCAAUGUUACAGUAUGGGUUUAAAAAAUACGCUUGUGCUAAAUGAACUCGCCACCGGAGUGAAUUCAGUUUAUGUAUGGCACAUUGCGCCAUAAUACCUCCCAUAGACAUUUAAAAAUGUCCUUCCGCGAUCAAGGCGUCUCGUGUAAACAUUGAUAUUAGGUAUAUGCCAAAAUACAUCUCUUAAUUUUGAAAUAAUACAAAGUUAUCUGGGGAAAGGACCCCGAAAAUGAAAACUCAUCCGCUCGAGAUUCAUCGGCGCCUUCGAUUUCCGCCGUUCUUUCCGAUGCAAAUAAUAGACAAUUUUUGUAGAUAGUCACACCGCCCAGUGAAUAAGACAGUAUUAGUAACGCCAUAAAUAGCCACGAAAAUGAAACCUCAUCCGCUCGAGAUUCAUCGGCGCCUUCGAUUUCCGCCGUUCUUUCCGAUGCAAAUAAUAGACAAUUUUUGUAGAUAGUCACACCGCCCAGUGAAUAAGACAGUAUUAGUAACGCCAUAAAUAGCCAAAGAUUUUUGCCACCCUUCCUGUCGAGAUAUACAUUCUUUAGUUAUCCGAAAAUGCCGCAGCUGCAUAUAAAGAAAGUACCAACUCCAUCCAACUCCUUUAUAUGCCACUGGCAGGAGCGUAGCUAGAGUUUUGGGCGUCAGGACGAGAAUCAUUUUGCGAACCCACUUAACUCUCAAACAUCGUAUUUUCAAACAUUAAAUACUGUUAUAGCCCAUUUUGGCGCCCCAGCUUACGGAGAUGAGAUGCUUCAGAGGCAUUUUUGGCAUCUGCUAUAGGGACCAUAUCUCCAAUGAUACAGUGAAAGAAAGGGUUCGUCAGGCUAUUGGGGAGUACAAUGACCUACUGGUGACUGUGAAAAAACGUAAACUAAAAUGGUACGGCCACGUAACAAGGAAACAAGGGCUUGCCAAAGAAAUAUAGCAGGGCACCACAAGAGGAGGGAGAAAAAGAGGAAGACAAAGAAAAUGAUGGGAGGAUAACAUCAAAGAGGGGACAGGACUAAUACUGGGCGAUGCAGUGCGUAGUGCUGAAGACAGAGAGGAAUGGAGGAGGAUGGUUCACAUGUCCUCUGUGGCGCCCCAACGGUCCAAGGACUAAGGGACAUGAGGAUGGGGAUGAGCUUGCUGGCGUCCUGGGAUUCUUGUCCCAUCUGGUAUCCCUUAGCUAGGCAAAUUUUCUUGCCCCCCCCCCACUGAAAACCUAACCCCCCCCCCCACCCCGAGGAAAUUGUCUGAAAGAGUGACUGCUCAAAGUAACAUAAACAAAACUAUGAUAAAUUUAUUAAUAGUUAUAUAAAUCUAUAUGUACUAUGAUAGCUUUAUUUAUAGUUAUAUAAAUCCAUGUGUACUAUGAUAGCUUUAUUUAUAUUUUUUUAAAGCCAUGUGUACUAAGCUUUAUUUAUAGUAAAAUAAAUACAUGUGUACUAUGAUAACUUUCUUUGCAGUCACAUAGAUAUAUGUGUACUAUGAUAUCUUUCUUUACAGUCACAUACAUAUAUGUGUACUAUGAUAACUUUCUUUACAGUCACAUACAUAUAUGUGUACUAUGAUAACUUUCUUUACAGUCACAUACAUAUAUGUGUACUAUGAUAACUUUCUUUACAGACAAAUACAUAUAUGUGUACUAUGAUAACUUUCUUUACAGUCACAUAAAUAUAUAUGUACUGUGAUAACUUUCUUUACAGUCACAUAUAUAUAUGUGUACUAUGAUAGCUUUCUUUACAGUCACAUACAUAUAUAUGUCUUGUGAUAACUUUCUUUACAGUCACAUACAUAUAUGUGUACUAUGAUAGGUAAAGAAAAUGUUGUUUUUUUUAAAGUACCUUUCUUUGUUUCAGUUUUAAAUCGUGUAUGUUUCUUAAAAUAUGGGAUAUAUGUCUUUUAAAGUUAAAACAAAACUAAUGUCCAAUUUCAAACAUUAUUGAAUGCGUCAAGCUUCAGUGGUUGCAGACAAAAGAACGUGAGCUGUGGUUGUUACCGAACCGAAAUCAAACUUCUAACAGAGGAUUCGCUACUCAUCUCGACAAUACAUUUUAAAAUGUGUUUUUGGAAAUUUAAAAUUAAUCUAAAUAAAAUACAGUAUCUUAUGACUUGUGUUAAAUAUUUUAAACACUGCACUUUAUCACGUUAGAUGAAACUUGGUCCACUCUCUUUGAUUCGACAAUGACAAAUUUAGCGACUGAAUGAUUUUAAAGAGGAAACAGCAAAAACUUCAUUCAAGCGUCAUAGCUGAUUUUGAUGCAAUUAAUUUAACUUUGAUUCGAAGCGGAUUUCAGAAAGAAAUUUAUUACAUAGUUUCAUUGAAUUAUUUUAUACAAAACUACAAGAUAGACGGUACAAAAAAAUGUAGUUCUUUUUAUUGUAUGUAGGCAUCUGUGUAGUAUCUGUGUUAUUUGCACUAUCAUGUGUGUCAAACGGGGUCGAUUUCAGAAUGGAAAAGGCCUCGGCUGCACCUCUCGACGAACACCCUUGACAACUGGUUUUGUGUGCAUUCCAUAUUGUUCUUUUUGUGAUUAGGACUUUGUUUCAACCAUCCUUCGUUUAUUAAAUUCAAACAAUAACUACUCGUUAUCAGCGAUGCUCUUCUACUCACUCAUUCGAUGUUGUUUAUUUCCUGUUUUUAUGACAUACCUUUUCAUACCGUGGUCGCGGCCGUCCAAUAACUUGGACCCCUUUAGUCGUCUCUCCGUUAAACAGAUCCUUUAAAAUACUGCUUUAUUCCACCAUCUUGACAUGGCCAAACAGGCAGGGACGCCUCUUACUAGAAGUGAACAACAUGCAGGGCGUUUUGGAACUUUCCAGAACUGAUGUGUUAGAAAAUAUCUUCUGCUUUCGAAUGUGCUAAGUGGGCCACACAUAUUUUAGGUGAAAGCUGUUGAAUUUCGGUUCACAACUGUCUUUACGGUACACACUUCAAUGUCAUUUUGAAGCGUACUGAGCAAAUAUGUCUGGUAGACUUUGAGUUUUGUGACCUCGGUGAGUUUAAACCUUGUCCCAUCUAGUCUUAUAGUCUUACGUGCAGCUGUGAUCCUGUUACCCCUUCUUCAAUGGAAAGUUAGCUCAAGUUAGAUAUUAAGGACAAUGAGCCAUCCGCUACGUCUUAACAAGCUAAAUCCCGUUGGUAGGUAACUUAAAACCACGCGGCGAGGCUAAUGAUCUUCUCGACACGUCUCUUGCAAACGGCGAUGUUAAAUUUUCGAGGUGUCAUAAAAACAAUAUUUUGCGUGUCGAAGAUCUUUUGUAUGCGUCCAGUCUAGAUGCAUGUCGUACUAUUCUAAGUAAAAAAAAAAAAAAAAAACUUUUAUGAUGGUAAUAAUCCCUUGAAACACAAUAAUGCUACAGACGUAAAUAUUGGUAGAUGGGUUUUUCUCUUUAGCAUUCCGAAAAUUCGAUUUGUCAAAAUUCAGUUUUAUUUAUUUGAAAUUUGGAGAGAUAUCUUGUUGAGGAUAUCAAUAUCUCGAGGACUGAUUAGUAACAAAUAACGAAGAUCAAAUUUAGAUUUUUCUUAAAAACUUUAUUAUGUUUUACAAAAUUUAUUUUGUCCAUUUAAGAUUGAAGCAAUAGACAUUUACAAACUGUUUAGUGUAAAAAUGUAAUGUUAAUUGUUACCUUUCAACUUUGAGUGAAUAUUUUUGUUUCUUUCCUUGAGCUGGAUUUGAAAGCUUACUUAAACGAGUUUUUCGGCGAUGAACAUAAUAUAUCUAUGGACACGAUAAUCGAGUGCUACGAAAUGCCCUAUUUUAUCUCAUUGGGGAAAGCUUUAAAGCAGUAUGAGAAAAGGUAAGAACUCCGUCGCAACUUGUGUCUGUUUCAAUCUGAUCUGUGCUUUUCUCUUUGACUGUCGCUUUAAAUACCAUCUUGUGUAGAACUGCCUACCGAGUCACUUGUGUCUGUUUCAAUCUGAUCUUGCUUUUCUCUUUUACUAUCGCUUUGAAUACCAUCUUGUGUAGAACUGCCUACCGAGUCACUUGUGUCUGUUUCAAUCUGAUCUUGCUUUUCUCUUUUACUAUCGCUUUAAAUACCAUCUUGUGUAGAACUGCCUACCGAGUCACUUGUGUCUGUUUCAAUCUGAUCUUGCUUUUCUCUUUUACUAUCGCUUUGAAUACCAUCUUGUGUAGAACUGCCUACCGAGUCACUUGUGUCUGUUUCAAUCUGAUCUUGCUUUUCUCUUUUACUAUCGCUUUGAAUACCAUCUUGUGUAGAACUGCCUACCGAGUCACUUGUGUCUGUUUCAAUCUGAUCUUGCUUUUCUCUUUGACUAUCGCUUUAAAUACCAUCUUGUGUAGAACUGCCUACCGAGUCACUUGUGUCUGUUUCAAUCUGAUCUUGCUUUUCUCUUUCACUAUCGCUUUAAAUACCAUCUUGUGUAGAACUGCCUACCGAGUCACUUGUGUCUGUUUCAAUCUGAUCUUGCUUUUCUCUUUGACUAUCGCUUUAAAUACCAUCUUGUGUAGAACUGCCUACCGAGUCACUUGUGUCUGUUUCAAUCUGAUCUUGCUUUUCUCUUUGACUAUCGCUUUAAAUACCAUCUUGUGUAGAACUGCCUACCGAGUCACUUGUGUCUGUUUCAAUCUGAUCUUGCUUUUCUCUUUCACUAUCCCUUUAAAUACCAUCUUGUGUAGAACUGCCCACCGAGCCCCUUUGUUUUAAGGACUUUCCUCCCCCCCACCCCCCCCCCCCCAAACAUGCAAAAAAAAAAAAAUGUUCCUUCCACCACAAAAAUCACUUAACAUGUUAUUUCAGUUGCAAAAAUAUUCGAAUUGUAUUGAAAAAUUUUUUUUCCAUCGAACUGUAAAACAAGAAGCUCUGUGUUUCCAUCUAAACAGCAAAAACAGGAACAUGAACAACACAAUCGCUAUACUAAACAAAGUAGCCACACAGUUUCAUCCAAUUAAGCAAAGUAACAUGAACACGUUCGUGUAGAGAAAGCUGUAGAGAAAUAUCUCUUAACAUAACUGCUCUAAACAGGAUAUUCGUUGGGUUCUAUUUGCUUGACAACGGCCUUUUUCGUUAAGAUUGAUGAAAUUAUAAAAUCAAUAAAAUAAACAGUACGCUCCAUAUGUUUAUAUGAUACGAAUAUUUAAGGCUAAUCCAGAAACACCAUUCGAUUCACUACGAGACGUCCCUACUACCGCCGAUUCUUGAUGUUCACCUAUAUUGAUGUUUAUGUUUAAAACUAGGCUUCCUUUCAAAGAUCUCUCGUGGGUGGGUUGCUUGUUAAAAUUAAAAUUAUAACAUUUUUUUUUGAACCAAUGAAAUAUUGAUACCCUCGAUGGAAUCAUAAGAUGUUGUUCACAUGUUCUUUUUGUCUGGAAUUUAAUUUAUUGAUUAUUAUUACUUGUAUGUCUGUGAGUGCGUGUGUCUGUGUGGGUUUGAUUGUGACUGUGAGUCUAUCUGUGUGUGUCUGUGUGUUUCCGUGUGUGUUUGUGAGUUUAUGUGUGUGUCUGUGUUUGUCUCUGAUUGGGUCUAAUUAUGUAUGUUUGUGUAUGUGUGUGCCUGUGUUUGUUUCUGUGCUGUGUCUGUGAGUGUAUGUGUGUCUCUGUGUGUCUGUUUGUGUGUAUGAUUGUGUUUGAUUGGGUCUCAUUUUGUAUGUGUGAAUGUGUGUAUGUGUGUGUAUGCGUGUGUUUCUGUGUGUGUCUGUCAGUGUCUGUGUGUCUGUGUGUGUGUCUGUACGUCUGUGCUUCUGUGCGUGCAUUUGGGCGUUUGCGUGUGUAUGUUUGUGUGUAUACAACGUCCCUGUUUAAAGAAUACAUUUAUAGAAAUCGAGCGCCUUUAGUUGGAAGAAGUGGAAGUGAAACUGCAUUCCCAUUGCCACAAAUGCCUGUGAAAUAACGUUUCAAACAGUUAUUGCUAAGUAUCACUGACAUUAAGUAUACCUUUAUAUUUCUUCACUGGAUUAUAUCAGAUUUUAGGGUAGGGCUGGAUUCUAAGACAUACAAAUUCAUCAUAUUAAAAAAAAUACCUUUAUUUGUACUUUUUAUCAAGCAUCUAAAAUGUCCCAUUACCGAUGUUUCAAAGUUUUCUAUAAAUUAAUGUUGCUCUUAUUUCGUUUUAUUUCUUUUUCGUUUUGUUGUUAUUGUUAUUGUGUGUGUGUGUUUGCGUGCGUGCGUGCGUGCGUGUGUGUGUGUGUGUGUGUGUGUGUGAGAGAGAGAGAGAGAGAGAGAGAGAGAGAGAGAGAGACUGGUUUAACUUGAAAAUAUUUAGGAGAGGUAAUAAUUUAUUUUUCUAUGGCAAAAGGUAGUUUAAAAAUUUAGAGAGUUUAUAUAAGAGAUUUUUUUUUGUUUUCUAUAUAUUAUUGUUGCUCUUAUUUCGUUUUAUUUCUUUUUUGUUUUGUUGUUAUUGUGAUUGUGUGUGUGUGUUUGCGUGCGUGCGUGCGUGCGUGUGUGUGUGUGUGUGUGUGUGUGUGAGAGAGAGAGAGAGAGAGAGAGAGAGAGAGAGAGAGACUGGUUUAACUUGAAAAUAUUUAGGAAAGGUAAUAAUUAAUUUUCCUAUGGCAAAAGGUAGUUUAAAAAAUUAGACAGUUUAAAUAAAAGCUUUUUUUUUCUUUAAACGUGCAUUUUUGGGAAAAAACUUAAGAAGAUAUUCUCUUUGUAUCAACUCAAACACGUGAAGAGAGUUUCUAUCCUCCUAGACUGACCCCCAACUACGGCUUGGAAGACAUCGACGCCCUCACUUUUUUGUUUGCCUUAAAUCAUCGAAAUGACGUCAUCGGCUCCAUUUUUAUUACAGAACAAAAAAAAAAAAUAAAGACUGUGUUUAUAAUUAGAUGAUUUUGAUAAACAGUUUAAUACAUUAUUUUACAGUAAUUAUGCAUCUAGAAAUAGACUCCCCCGGGGAAGCUACACCUUGAAUUAAAAUAUUUUUGUUGGGUGAGUAGGCGAAGUUACAGCUGGCUCUGGUCGCCAUAAUGUCUGAUUUGGCGUUUAUACAUGCGCUGGCUUUGCUAUGGUUGGUGCAGCACAGGGCGCUGGCCUAGCUGUGGUUGGUGCCGCCCUCGGGAAGGCAAAAUUUUUGCCAACGCCCGUCCACGAAAAUACUCUAUGCAGUAGAUCGAAAAUGUCAUCAUUCUAUUUCAAGUGCCCUGCCCCUCUCCCCAACUCUCAACCUACUCCGAUCCCCCCCCCCCAAACCGCCACACCUUUAUUUAAAAAAAAGAGUCUAAAAUAAACAGUGCUUAGCAGUUUCUCUGUUAUAGGCAUGCUACAUGCCCGAGAAAAUUACCAGAAUUAAUACGAAACUUUUGUAGGAAACCAAAAUAUAUAAAUAUUAAAUAAUUCCCCAAACGGAAUUUCCCCAGCGUUCUCCACUGACGCCUACGAGAUGAAAUAAUCUCUUUAAAAGUGAAUAUUUCCACUAAGGGAGUGAGAUUUCAUGGUAGAAGACGGCUAAUUUUUGUGCUCGGUUAAUAUUUUAUAUAUUGAAAUGUUUCUAGUUUAAAAAUGUUUACUUGUAAUAACAUAGAAACUAGUCUUGAAAAUAAAUAAGUAAAACAGUAGUAUAAAUUGUAGGAAUGGGGACGGUUUUUGGCGGAGCUGGGGGAGGGAUGGUUAAAUAGGGAAAAUGGUGGAGGGAUUUUUAUAAAAGACCUCCUGUAUGAGGUAAUUAAGGUGUGAUAAUCACAUAAUUACUUUUAAAUUUGAUUUUUAAUAAAUAAUGUCCCUUUGUUGUACGAUGAUUUUAAUUGUGGAAUUUAAUUAAUCGUGUUUUUGUGUAUUUUGUUAUGAGUGGUUCUCAAAAUAUGAUGAGAAAUGUGUAUUUUAAAAGGGGUGGUUCUAAAGUCAUGUAAUUUUCUUAAUUAAGGACAACAUUAUACAUUUUUUAUAGCGAUUUUUUCAUUGACAUUUUUUUCCAAGACAAUCAUUGUUACAUCAUUUUUUAAUUACAUAUUUGAGAACAAAUUAUUUUUUUAAAUUGUAUAUUUUAAGUGGUUCUCAUUAUGUGGGGGGUCGAUUUUCUAACUAGCGUUUCUCAUUGUGUGUGAGUCAAAAGGGUGUUUUCUUUUUAUGGAAUACUUCUUUUGUAACAGAAUAAGUUUAUUUAAGUUUAUUGAGGGGUACUCAAGGUCGGGUUAUAGAUAUUAUCGAGUGUUUCUUAUUAGUUGGGGGUCCUUUUAGGUUGUAUUUUAAUAGUUUUAAAAUUAGUAUUAUUAUUGUAUUUUAAUAAGUUUUCUUAUUCUUGUAUAUUUUAAGUGGUUCUCAUUAUUAUUAUACGUGGUUUUAUAUAGCGUGGUACCCCAGCCUAGGGCUGGGCUCACCACGCUGUACUUACAAUUUAACAAACGUAAUAAAAAUCCAAAAUAAUUAAUUGGCGUGCAUUAGUUAAAUAAAGCAAAAGAAAUGUACACUUAAAAACAUUUACAACUCAAGCCAUGGACGACACUCAGUCAAGCCAUGGACGACACUCAGUCAAGCCAUGGACGACACUCAGUCAAGUCAUGGACGACACUCAGUCAAGCCAUAGACGACACUCAGUCAAGUCAUGGACGACACUCAGUCAAGCCAUGGACGACACUCAGUCAAGUCAUGGACGACACUCAGUCAAGUCAUGGACGACACUCAGUCAAGUCAUGGACGACACUCAGUCAAGUCAUGGACGACACUCAGUCAAGUCAUGGACGACACUCAGUCAAGUCAUGGACGACACUCAGUCAAGUCAUGGACGACACUCAGUCAAGUCAUGGACGACACUCAGUCAAGUCAUGGACGACACUCAGUCAAGUCAUGGACGACACUCAGUCAAGUCAUGGACGACACUCAGUCAAGUCAUGGACGACACUCAGUCAAGUCAUGGACGACACUCAGUCAAGUCAUGGACGACACUCAGUCAAGUCAUGGACGACACUCAGUCAAGUCAUGGACGACACUCAGUCAAGUCAUGGACGACACUCAGUCAAGUCAUGGACGACACUCAGUCAAGUCAUGGACGACACUCAGUCAAGUCAUGGACGACACUCAGUCAAGUCAUGGACGACACUCAGUCAAGUCAUGGACGACACUCAGUCAAGUCAUGGACGACACUCAGUCAAGUCAUGGACGACACUCAGUCAAGUCAUGGACGACACUCAGUCAAGUCAUGGACGACACUCAGUCAAGUCAUGGACGACACUCAGUCAAGUCAUGGACGACACUCAGUCAAGCCAUGGACGACACUCAGUCAAGUCAUGGACGACACUCAGUCAAGUCAUGGACGAUCCUCAGUCAAGGCGUAGACGACACUCAGUCAAGCCAUGGACGACACUCAGUCAAGCCAUGGACGACACUCAGUCAAGUCAUGGACGACACUCAGUCAAGUCAUGGACGACCCUCAGUCAAGGCGUAGACGACACUCAGUCAAGUCAUGGACGACACUCAGUCAAGUCAUGGACGACACUCAGUCAAGUCAUGGACGACACUCAGUCAAGUCAUGGACGAUCCUCAGUCAAGGCGUAGACGACACUCAGUCAAGCCAUGGACGACACUCAGUCAAGCCAUGGACGACACUAAGUCAAGCCAUAGACGACACUCAGUCUAGCCAUGGACGAUACUCAGUCAAGUCAUGGACGACACUCAGUCAAGUCAUGGACGACACUCAGUCAAGUCAUGGACGACACUCAGUCAAGUCAUGGACGACACUCAGUCAAGUCAUGGACGACACUCAGUCAAGUCAUGGACGACACUCAGUCAAGUCAUGGACGACACUCAGUCAAGUCAUGGACGACACUCAGUCAAGUCAUGGACGACACUCAGUCAAGUCAUGGACGACACUCAGUCAAGUCAUGGACGACACUCAGUCAAGUCAUGGACGACACUCAGUCAAGUCAUGGACGACACUCAGUCAAGUCAUGGACGACACUCAGUCAAGUCAUGGACGACACUCAGUCAAGUCAUGGACGACACUCAGUCAAGUCAUGGACGACACUCAGUCAAGUCAUGGACGACACUCAGUCAAGUCAUGGACGACACUCAGUCAAGUCAUGGACGACACUCAGUCAAGUCAUGGACGACACUCAGUCAAGUCAUGGACGACACUCAGUCAAGUCAUGGACGACACUCAGUCAAGUCAUGGACGACACUCAGUCAAGUCAUGGACGACACUCAGUCAAGUCAUGGACGACACUCAGUCAAGUCAUGGACGACACUCAGUCAAGUCAUGGACGACACUCAGUCAAGUCAUGGACGACACUCAGUCAAGUCAUGGACGACACUCAGUCAAGUCAUGGACGACACUCAGUCAAGUCAUGGACGACACUCAGUCAAGUCAUGGACGACACUCAGUCAAGUCAUGGACGACACUCAGUCAAGUCAUGGACGACACUCAGUCAAGUCAUGGACGACACUCAGUCAAGUCAUGGACGACACUCAGUCAAGUCAUGGACGACACUCAGUCAAGUCAUGGACGACACUCAGUCAAGUCAUGGACGACACUCAGUCAAGUCAUGGACGACACUCAGUCAAGUCAUGGACGACACUCAGUCAAGUCAUGGACGACACUCAGUCAAGUCAUGGACGACACUCAGUCAAGUCAUGGACGACACUCAGUCAAGUCAUGGACGACACUCAGUCAAGUCAUGGACGACACUCAGUCAAGUCAUGGACGACACUCAGUCAAGCCAUGGACGACACUCAGUCAAGCCAUGGACGACACUCAGUCAAGCCAUGGACGACACUCAGUCAAGCCAUGGACGACACUCAGUCAAGCCAUAGACGGCACUCAGUCAAGCCAUAGACGACACUCAGUCAAGCCAUGGACGACACUCAGUCAAGCCAUAGACGACACUCAGUCAAGCCAUAGACGACACUCAGUCAAGCCAUAGACGACACUCAGUCAAGUCAUGGACGACACUCAGUCAAGUCAUGACGACACUCAGUCAAGCCAUGGACGACACUCAGUCAAGUCAUGGACGACACUCAGUCAAGCCAUUGACGACACUCAGUCAAGCCAUAGACGACACUCAGUCAAGCCGUAGACGACACUCAGUAGCAUUUUUUUUUUGUCAGAUGUGGGAAUGAGUCAGGAUAGUAGAUUUUUAAAAAGAUGUGUUUUGAGAGCAGUUUUGAAGGCUGUGAUGGUCGGUAUAUUGCGGAUGUGUAAUGGAAGAGAAUUCCAUUGUUUGGGUGCACAGAGAGAGAACUAGCGUUCACCGUAUGUUUUUGUUCGAGUUCGAUUUUCUAAAGAGCGUUUCUCAUUGUGUGUGAGUCAUAAGGGUGUUCUCUUCUUAUGGAAUACUUAUUUGUAACAUGAUUUAUUUAAGUUUAUUGAGGAGUACUCACGGUUGGGUUAGGGUUCUUAUCGAUUAGUUCUCAUUAUGUAAGGGUCCUUUUGGUUGUAUUUUAAUAGUUUUUAAAUUAGUAUAAUUAUUGUAUUUUAAUUAGUUUACAUAUAUAUUUUAAGUGGUUCCUAUUAUGUGGGUGUCGAUUUUCUAACGAACGCGUCUCAUUGUUUGUGAGUCAUAACCGUUUUUCUUCUUAUGGAAUACUUAUUUUGUAACAUGAUAAGGUCAUUUAAGUUUAUUGAAGGGUACUCAAGAUUCGGUUAGGGAUCGGUAGUGAUUAAAGCGAUUGUUUUUGUUUAUUUUAUAGAUAUUGUUUUUUGUGUGGUGUGAUAAUUUAAUACGGCGUUUUUAGUGAGUAUUUUUGUUGUGGUAUGGUUGAAGUAAGUUUAUCGAUGGGUUCUCAUACUUGGGUUAGGGGUCAUAAGGGAAUGUAUUUGUUGUGGUAUGGUUGAAGUAAGUUUAUCAAUGGGUUCUCAUACUUGGGUUAGGGGUCAUAAGUAUUAUGGUAUGGUUGAAGUAAGUUUAUCGAUGGGUUCUCAUACUUGGGUUAGGGUGUCAUAAGGGAGUGUAUUUGUUGUGGUAUGGUUGAAGUAAGUUUAUCGAUGGGUUCUCAUACUUGGGUUAGGGUGUCAUAAGGGAGUGUAUUUGUUGUGGUAUGGUUGAAGUAAGUUUAUCGAUGGGUUCUCAUACUUGAGUUAGGACUCAAAAGGGAGUGUAUUUGUUGUGGUAUGGUUGAAGUAAGUUUAUCGAUGGGUUCUCAUACUUGGGUUAGGGGUCAUAAGGGAAUUUAUUUGUUGUGGUAUGGUUGAAGUAAGUUUAUCGAUGGGUUCUCAUACUUGGGUUAGGGUGUCAUAAGGGAGUGUAUUUGUUGUGGUAUGGUUGAAGUAAGUUUAUCGAUGGGUUCUCAUACUUGAGUUAGGACUCAAAAGGGAGUGUAUUUGUUGUGGUAUGGUUGAAGUAAGUUUAUCGAUGGGUUCUCAUACUUGGGUUAGGGGUCAUAAGGGAAUUUAUUUGUUGUGGUAUGGUUGAAGUAAGUUUAUCGAUGGGUUCUCAUACUUGGGUUAGGGUGUCAUAAGGGAGUGUAUUUGUUGUGGUAUGGUUGAAGUAAGUUUAUCGAUGGGUUCUCAUACUUGAGUUAGGACUCAUAAGGGAGUGUAUUUGUUGUGGUAUGGUUGAAGUAAGUUUAUCGAUGGGUUCUCAUACUUGGGUUAGGGGUCAUAAGGGAAUGUAUUUGUUGUGGUAUGGUUGAAGUAAGUUUAUCAAUGGGUUCUCAUACUUGGGUUAGGGGUCAUAAGUAUUAUGGUAUGGUUGAAGUAAGUUUAUCGAUGGGUUCUCAUACUUGGGUUAGGGUGUCAUAAGGUAGUGUAUUUGUUGUGGUAUGGUUUAAGUAAGUUUAUCGAUGGGUUCUCAUACUUGGGUUAGGGGUCAUAAGUAUUAUGGUAUGGUUGAAGUAAGUUUAUCGAUGGGUUCUCAUACUUGGGUUAGGGUGUCAUAAGGGAGUGUAUUUGUUGUGGUAUGGUUGAAGUAAGUUUAUCGAUGGGUUCUCAUACUUGGGUUAGGGUGUCAUAAGGGAGUGUAUUUGUUGUGGUAUGGUUGAAGUAAGUUUAUCGAUGGGUUCUCAUACUUGGGUUAGGGUGUCAUAAGGGAGUGUAUUUGUUGUGGUAUGGUUGAAGUAAGUUUAUCGAUGGGUUCUCAUACUUGGGUUAGGGUGUCAUAAGGGAGUGUAUUUGUUGUGGUAUGGUUGAAGUAAGUUUAUCGAUGGGUUCUCAUACUUGGGUUAGGGUGUCAUAAGGGAGUGUAUUUGUUGUGGUAUGGUUGAAGUAAGUUUAUCGAUGGGUUCUCAUACUUGGGUUAGGGUGUCAUAAGGGAGUGUAUUUGUUGUGGUAUGGUUGAAGUAAGUUUAUCGAUGGGUUCUCAUACUUGGGUUAGGGUGUCAUAAGGGAGUGUAUUUGUUGUGGUAUGGUUGAAGUAAGUUUAUCGAUGGGUUCUCAUACUUGGGUUAGGGUGUCAUAAGGGAGUGUAUUUGUUGUGGUAUGGUUGAAGUAAGUUUAUCGAUGGGUUCUCAUACUUGGGUUAGGGUGUCAUAAGGGAGUGUAUUUGUUGUGGUAUGGUUGAAGUAAGUUUAUCGAUGGGUUCUCAUACUUGGGUUAGGGUGUCAUAAGGGAGUGUAUUUGUUGUGGUAUGGUUGAAGUAAGUUUAUCGAUGGGUUCUCAUACUUGGGUUAGGGUGUCAUAAGGGAGUGUAUUUGUUGUGGUAUGGUUGAAGUAAGUUUAUCGAUGGGUUCUCAUACUUGGGUUAGGGUGUCAUAAGGGAGUGUUGUUUUUUAAAUUGUUUAUGUCAAGGGGAUGCUAAUGAAUGGCCUUGUUGGUUAUACGUUUAGUUAUUUUUAUUGGUUCUCAAGAUCGAGCUGGAGCUCACUACUCAGAGGUAUGGGUUGUAGUAUGUUUGGUGGUUCUCAUUGUGUGGGAGGUAUAAGGGUGUAUUCUCUCUUUUUUAAAAAAAAAUACUUGUUUAUUAACAAGAUAAGGUUAUUUAAUUUUAUUGAGGGUUAAUCAAAUGUUUCUCAUUUUGAGUGGUUCUCAUUGUGUUGGAGGGAUAAGGGUGUUUUCUUUUUUUUUAAAUACUUAUUUUGUAACAUGCUUAGGUUAUUUAAUUUUAUUGACGUAUACUCAUUGUAUAGGUUAGAGGUCAUAGAGGCUUCAGCAUUAAUGGAUGAAGGUUGAUUCAGGAUGUUGUCAAAGUGUUCAGCCCAGCGUUCAAUAAUUUUUCCUUCUCAGUGAUUAGAGUUUACACAUCAGCACUCAGACGUGGGGAUGAUCCUUGUGAGGUGGGACCGUAGACUGUUUUCAGAGCGAGGUAGACAUAUUUUAAGUCCUAUCGGUCCGCAUAGCCUUGGAUCUCGUCGGCCUGGCCACUUAAACAUUUAUUCUGCAUUAAACGCAGUUUCUGCUUAAUCGUUCUUCUUUUACGUUGGUACGCAUCUUUCGUUGGGAUUGACUUCGUGUUGUACGCAUCUUUCGUUGGGAUUGACUUCGUGUUGUACGCAUCUUUCGUUGGGAUUGACUUCGUGUUGUACGCAUCUUUCGUUGGGAUUGACUUCGUGUUGUACGCAUCUUUCGUUGGGAUUGAUUUCGUGUUGUACGCAUCUUUCGUUGGGAUUGACUUCGGGUUAUUUAGGGAAACGAGGUGGAGACGAUGUUUUUCCUGGAGCAUUUGCUUGAUUACAGCACAUGCUAUACUACUAACAAUGCCAUCCACCCAUAUUUCAAUUUCUAUGGAUAAAUAAAAGGCUCUUAUAGCAUCUUAUUCUCAUACAUAAUCCAUGUUGCGUUGUAUCGAAACUGUGGCCUUUCAAACGUGGACCGUCAAUCAAUUCCAUGAAAAAUUGUUAAACCUCAUUGAUACGACAAGUCUCUGAAAAAUCCUAAUCAUCAAAUGGCCGGAUAGUGUCCUAGACACUGAGAUACUUGCACAGGCAGGUCUCCCCAGUAUCCUUAAACUUUAAUGCAGUCUCAACUUCUCUAGGCGGCACAUGAGAUACGAAUGUCAAACGACCGCUUGCCCAAAACAAUAUCCUGUGGUGAGCGGUUGACCGGUGCAAAGAUGAAACGUUUAAAGACGCCUUUAAAGCUAUGCUGAAAAGCGUUCAAUAUAGACACGGUCACAGAGCGAAGAGUGGGCAAUGGCGUAAAAGUGUGGCGUUACUCUGUACACAAAGGCUCCAUACACCAUGUACCCAAACGAAUAGCGGCUGGACAACACAAAAUACAUCACAGAAAAACCAUGAUUAACUCUGUACCAUCAAUCAACGGCACUUACUGCACAAGAGCAUUUCAUGCCAGAAUUGAUUCAUCAGCCCUCUGCUUAACCGCACAAACGUUGACAAAAAGCAUGUACGGUGAUUUAAGGAAGUCGUAGUCUAUAUCGGCUGAAGAAAUGUACGAAUAUUUUUUGAUGACAUUUACAUUUCCUAGGCGUGACAUGAUCCACUCGAUAAUCUAUAAUAACCGAUCUCUACCCUAUACUUUAUCGCUUAAGACAGUACAUUAAAAACAAAAACUAAAACUGUAUUUAGCAACCAUUAGUCUCUAGCAACGCUCUAAACGUGGUGAAUUGCAAGGUGUCUAAGAGGUGUUUCCCCUUCGUCAUAGCCCCCAUAACCUAUCACAGAGUCGAAACUCCUUUCAUCUUUUCCCAUGCACAGCCGAUGUGUUGUAUGAUACAAUUCACACAAAUCGGUGAACAUUAUCAGGUUUAUUUAUUUCAUGGCUUCGUAUGCAUAAGAAUUAAAUACUGAUGUAUAGGAUAAAUAGAGUUGUCCAAAAUUCCCACGCAUCCUAUUAAAAAAAAAAUUAAAAACACUUUCACAUCAUCUGCCAUCCACUACCAUCGUUUUAAAAUCAGUGACCACCAACAACAUCAUUUUGACACAACCUUUUCAUUCUGGUACCCAGAUCUUGUGGAUGAGUUACUUAAAGUAAUGGAGUUGAAAAAUAAAAUUAAAAAAAAACAUUCUUUUUUUUCAUUUCGUUUAUUGUGUUAUAUUUUUAAUAAAUUUAACCAAAAUAAAAAAUAAAAAAAAAAUCUAUUUUUUUUACAGUGUGGUUGCCAACGUUCUGGUUUUCAAGUUCCUAUUCGGAAUGACGGAUUAUCUCCCUAAAGAUAUGCUUUUGCCGGAUAGGAUAUUUCCCAGAGAAAGUCUCUGUAGGAAAUCGUUGUUAAAGUUCUUUGCAGCCCCACUGAUCGCCCUUUACGUUCAAGAUUACUUCAAACCCGAAACGAAGGUCAAGGUAAAAUGUCUAAAUUAUAAAUCUGUUUGAUUGAAAAUGUCAUGUAAAAAAACCGUUUCAUUAUUUGUGACCCAAGUUGUAAAGGGUUUUCUUUUAACGAACCCAAGAACUGGCUGAAUUAAUUAAACGAAAUUUUCUGUGAUGGUGAUUCGAUAUAUUUAAAUAAAUAUUGAUAUCAGUCACAGUUAUUUAAAAGGUAUUGCCACUUGUGUUGCUAAAAAUAUAUUUUACGCAAAGACGGUUGAGUAUUUUUCUGGUGUGUUACGCACUGCCUUCUAUUGUGAGAAAUUAAUCUCUUGUUUUAAGUUAUUGGCUUGUAGUAAACAGUGCCUAACACAGGAAGAUACCAAAGAGAAAGACAAUAGCAAAAAUACGACACCCAAAACAGUACUAAUUUCAAUUAAUAAGGUUUAUUUAAGUAUGAAUAUAAGUACAAAAGUAAUAUAAUUACAAGCAUCAACUUACAGAGUAUGAGAAGUCUUGUACCGGUACACAGUUAGUACAAUGUGCCAAUUAAUAAUGUAAAAUGAUGAAUGCGAAUAAACACAUUUGAGUAAGCAAAGAAUAAUAACACUUGUGUCGUUAAGUUAAAAAAUAUCUCUAUAUCAAUCUCCGUGUCUCUUUCAAUUCCCUGGCUUUAUUUAUGUGGGUAUCGCCUGCUUCUAAGAAGAUUCGGGGGCAGAAUAUUCAUUGUAGUUGUGACUCGAAUAUUCUCCAAAUUUCUGUAAUGUAUCACAAUUUGGUACCUCAUUCGAGUCAAGAGGAACAGGCCAUAGAUUGUUUUGUGGUAAACAAAGAUCAAAAGAAAAUAGGCCACGCCCAACACGAGCGCUGUUUAAUGUGGGGUCAACCAAAGUUCACGGCACGGGGGAAGUCCUACUUAACAGGUGCAAUGUGAUUAAAAUAGAACAAUACACCGAACAUGUAUAAAUAGACAAUUUAGUUGGCAAUAUGUAUAAAAUUAGAAAUUAUUUGGAAAUAUAAUUUUUUUUUAACUAUUUGAAUUUGAGUAAUGUGUUUGCUGUAACAUGCGAUAUAGCGAAUGUCCUAAACAUCGUAAAACGAUAGUUUUUAUUUGUCUCAUAUGAUUCCACAAUCUUUUUUUUUUAUUCCUUCAUAUAUAAGAUGUAUAUCAUUUGGUUUAGUACAUUUUUUUUUUAUAUUUUCCCAUCAAAGGUCUCUUCCAUCUUAGUAAAUAUUAGGAAAGAAACUGUCAAAGCUUUUACUGGUCUCCAUUGGAUGGAUGAUAAACUAAAGGAAGCGUUAAUUCGAAAAGCCCAACUAGUGGAAAUGGACCCGGCUUAUCCCGACUGGAUUCUUGACCAGGUCACUCUAGACAAAGUUUAUGAAAAAGCUGAAAUCUUUCCCGAAGAGCUUCUAAAAAGCGUCAUUAGUAUCAGAAAAGAGAUUAUAAGGCAACGCUUUCAACUCAAGCCUCAUUCACCCACAAUGUAAGUAUUAAUUUUAAUUAGUUUGGUUUGGUAGCGAACAAGUAAUCAGCAGAGGUAAAACAAGUUAUUGAUCAUUCCAUUACUGUAUACAAAAAAUUGAACUGAAAGUUAUAAUUAAUAAAAUAAUAAAACAUAAUUACUAUAUUAAUGUUCUAAUUUUUUCUAAAAUGAUGAAGUCAAUGAUUUUUCCGAAAUAUUUUAUCGUAAAAUUUAAAAGGAACAAUAUUUUGUUUUUAAUGAUCCAAUUUAUUUUUAGUGAGCCAAUUCUAUAAGAAUUAUACACAGACAAGAGUUAACAUCAAUUUGAUGCCACUUUUAAACAUUUGACAAGGAGUUUCUGUCAAGUUGGAACAAAAUCUUGGUUCUUGAAACGUCAAAAUAAUUCAAUGGCCAUUAAAGUUUAGGGAGACACAAAAAGUUGCAACCGUAACCAUUUUAACCCAUGUCCCUUUUUUAUUGAAGUUGAUAACAUCUCGUUAUCUAUGAAAAUAUUCAGAAAUCAAAGAUUGUUUUACUAGCAAAAGUCAAAACGUGAUUUAAGCAAAUCUUUGUAAAAAAAAAAAAAAAGUGCGGGAAAUAAUAGGCAUAGGAGACAGGUCACUGCCUAGAAGACCGUUCACCUGUACAUCAACAAUAAAGACUUUUGACCAGUUUCUAAGCAGUGCUAACAAAAAGGAAUAUUGUGCACCCAACAGAAUUUAUAUGGAAAACAAAUUAAUACAAAUAAUUUCUACGUAGUCUCGAUCUCGUAUAUAAGAAACUGACAAUUUUACAAAGCUGCAAUGUCUCUGUAACGAUCAUAGAGUGAUGAUGUUCCUUGUGGUUAUUGCUUAUAUUAUUUAUUCACAUUCACACACGUCACGUCCAUGAUUAUCUAAAAAAGCACAAUGGCCAGAACUCCAAGAAUUUGCCUCACAACAUUUUAUAACUGAAUACUGUACACCACAUGAAAUAAUAUCUCCAUAAACCAGAGCAAAUAUAAUUGUCAAAACUUCUUCCACUUCAGAUUUGUUGAAUCAACAUUAAGAUGCUGUUUACUACAAAAGUAAUAAUAGCAAGUGCUAAAAAAGAAAUACACUCAAAGGCCAUUCAUCAGAUAUCUUCCCUCCGUAUCCCAAAACUUCCUUAACUCCCCGUUCCUUCCACAUAACAAAUCAAUACAUUAUUCGGAAACAAAAUUAAAAUCUAAAUAUUUGAUCUGUGACAGUCUCUAUUCCAUAUUUGAUCUGUGACAGUCUCUAUUCCAUAUUUGAUCUGUGACAGUCUCUAUUCCAUAUUUGAUCUGUGACAGUCUCUAUUCCAUAUUUGAUCUGUGACAGUCUCUAUUCCAUAUUUGAUCUGUGACAGUCUCUAUUCCAUAUUUGAUCUGUGACAGUCUCUAUUCCAUAUUUGAUCUGUGACAGUCUCUAUUCCAUAUUUGAUCUGUGACAGUCUCUAUUCCAUAUUUGAUCUGUGACAGUCUCUAUUCCAUAUUUGAUCUGUGACAGUCUCUAUUCCAUAUUUGAUCUGUGACAGUCUCUAUUCCAUAUUUGAUCUGUGACAGUCUCUAUUCCAUAUUUGAUCUGUGACAGUCUCUAUUCCAUAUUUGGUUUCUAUCUUGUACUUCCAGCCAUUUUCAUUACGUUCUUCUGAUCGUUAUUUUUGCUUGGGACUCACGCCUGUUCUUAUUCUUUUCUUUCAUUUAUAGUUAUUGGUAUUGUAAAUGUAAAAUAUCAUCAAAGCAGAGUAUUCUCUGUCUUCCGAACACCAUCUAAGUCUUUUUUUGUAUGUCUUGAUGAGGCUGCCCAACAUUGUGACGUAUAGUACGGUGUCUAGAGGUCGGUCCCUGCGUUAUGGACACAGAAAAAUUUGCAAUUGUAUAAAAUACGUUUCUUUCGAACUCCUACGUUGAAUGACCUUCUAGCCCCCUACAGAGCUGAUGUGUUGAAUGACCUUCUAGCCCCCUACAGAGCUGAUGUGUUGAAUUAACUUCUAGCCCCUUACAGAGCUGAUGUGUUGAAUGACCUUCUAGCCCCUACAGAGCUGAUGUGUUGAAUGACCUACUAGACCCUACAGAGCUGAUGUGUUGAAUGACGUUCUAGCCUCUACAGAGCUGAAGGGUUGAAUGACCUUCUAGCACCCCACCCCCCCUCCCCCCCCAAGAGCUGAUGUGUUGAAUGAGGUUCUAGCCCCUACAGAGCUGAUGUGUUGAAUGACCUCUAGCCCCCUACUUAGUUUAUGUGUUGAAUGACGUUCUAGCCUCUACAGAGCUGAUGUGUUGAAUGACCUUCUAGCUCCCUACAGAGCUGAUGUGUUGAAUGACCUUCUAGCCCCUACAUAGCUGAUGUGUUGAAUGACCUUCUAGCCCCCUACAGAGCUGAAGUGUUGAAUGAACUUGUAGCCCCUACAGAGCUGAUGUGUUGAAUAACCUUCUAGCCCCUACAGAGCUGAUGUGUUGAAUGACCUUCUAGCCCCCUACAGAGCGGAUGUGUUGAAUGACCUUCUAGCCCCCUACAGAGCUGAUGUGUUGAAUUAACUUCUAGCCCCCUACAGAGCUGAUGUGUUAAAUGACCUACUGGCCUCUACAGAUCUGAUGUGUUGAAUGACCUUCUAUCCCCUACAGAGCUGAUGUGUUGAAUGAUCUUCUAACCCCCUACAGAGCUGAUGUGUUGAAUGACCUUCUAGCCCCCUACAGAGCUGAUGUGUUGAAUUAACUUCUAGCCCCCUACAGAGCUUAUGUGUUGAAUUAACUUCUAGCCCCCUACAGAGCUGAUGUGUUAAAUGAACUACUAGCCUCUACAGAUCUGAUGUGUUGAAUGACCUUUUAUCCCCUACAGAGCUGAUGUGUUGAAUGACCUUCUAGAACCUACAUAGCUGAUGUGUUGAAUGACCUUCUAGCCCCUACAGAGCUGAUGUGUUGAAUGACCUUCUAGCCCCUUAAAGAGCUGAUGUGUUGAAUGACCUUCUAGCCCCUACAGAUCUGAUGUGUUGAAUGACCUUCUAGCCCCUACUUAGCUGAUGUGUUGAAUGACAUUCUAGCCCCUACUUAGCUGAUGUGUUGAAUGACCUUCUAGCCCCUUAAAGAGCUGAUGGGUUGAAUGACCUUCAAGCCCCUACUUAGCUGAUGUAUUGAAUGACAUUAUAGCCCCUACAGAGCUGAUGUGUUGAAAUUCAGAAAAGUGGUUUGUCUAAAUUUCUAUGACAUAGUUAAAAUAACAGCAUCUUUACAUUCAGAUUUAUGUAUGGCUUUUCGUCUCCAUGAUAUGACCCCCUCUACUGCAGAUGAUGUUGAUCCGCAUACCAUAGUUCUUAGCUAGAUCUGUGAUUCCCAUGACAUUUGUACACAACCGACAUGGAUGCGUUCCAAAUUUCAAGUUGAAGUGGGUUCAGCUUGGGUCUAAAUACAGUGUCACGCACUUGUUCGUGGAUUUCUCACCCAAUAAAAAUUUUUGCUCUCAGCUUAGCAUCAGUUUUGUUUGAUUCAUAAUGUUUUUUUAGAAUCUGAACGCCUUGUUCAUUACCAUGCAUGGCUACUACAAUUUUUUUUUACGACGGCAAUUUUUAUGGGAUGUUGUGUUGAGUGCACCUUAAAAGGAAUGACCAAUGAUUCGUAUGAAGUUGUGUGGAGGAGUACACUUUCAAUGGAACAAUCAAUAAUUUAUAUGAAGUGUGAUGCACACUUUCAACGGAUUGACCAAUGAUUUGUAAAACUUUUUGUUGUGCACACAUUAAGUGGAGCGACUCAUGUUUCGUAUGAGAUUGUGUUGAGUACAUUUUCAUUAGAUUGACCUAUGACUAAUAUGAGGUUGUUUGACGUUAACUUUCAAUGGAUCAAUCGAUGAUUCGUAUGAAGUUUUGUGACGUACUCUUUCAAUGGAUUUACCAUUGAUUCAUAUGAAGUUGUUUUGAGCACACUUCAAUGGAACAAUCCAUGAUUCAUAUGAAGUUUGUGUGAUGUAUACUUUCAAUGGAUUGACCAAUGAUUCGUAUGAAGUUGUGUGACGUACACAUUCAAUGAAUCGACCAAUGAUUCGUAUGACCUGUGACGCACACUUUCAAUGGUUCGACCAAUGAGUCGUAUAAAGUUGUUUUAAGUACACUUUCAAUGGAUCAAUUAAAAGAUUCGUAUGUAAUUGUGUAAAAUACACUUUCAAUGGAGCAAUCAAUGAUUAGUAACGCAUUUUGUGCCCAACAAUAAAAUGCUUAGAUCUGGGUCUGCUUGACUUUUUAUUGGUAGCUGUUGUGACGACUGAUUCGCAAACAGAAGCGGACGUAUGUUUUGUGUACUCCAGCUGUAGUUCUAGAAGAAGAGCUGCAGCGUUCAGGUUACAGCAGAUGUUCAAGUUGAUAUCUUGAGUAUUUGAUUACAUUUCAGGACGAGCUUAAUUGAAUAUUAAUAUAUCUAUUUGAGGCCGACAUUGAAACGUACGAUUUUGUGUUACCUUUGUGUAACACAGCUGUCAAGCUCGCUUUGCAGGAAUAUAUGAGCAGUCUCCACUAAUAAGAAAGUCAUUCGCAACAGAACUUCAUUCUUAGACCGAUCAUAUCAGCACAGAAACAGACAUCAUUUUGCACUUAAUAAUUUGUAUGUAUAUUAAUUACAAAAUAUUUAUUGUAUGAAUACAUUAAUUAAAAUCUAGACGCGGUGGGCAGAAUGUGACGUCAUACUCUAAACGCGUUAAAGUACAUUAAACCCUUCUUGUUUUACUAUCAAUAACAAAACAUGUGUUGUUCGCUGUAAUCUCGAGUCAUUUCGAUAUUUUCUAAGUUGCCCCAACAGAUAUUUCAAAUUAUAACAUUUCUUAAAAAUACCGGCGCGUACACAGGUGUGGUUGGAAUUUUUUUUUUUUAAAACAACAUAUGAAAAUGAGUCUUGUUAGAGACUUAACUUUGUAAUACAAGAUGACGCAAAAAAAUUUUUUUAAAAUUUAACGGAGCAGCAUAAAGCUGUUUAAUUCUAUUUCAUUUACUCAUGUUACGCUUUUAACACAAAAAAAGUAUUUUUAAAGGAUCUUUAAAAAAAAAGUAGGAAAAUUGAAACUAUGGGGUGUGAUAUUUGAAAAAUGAAUAGUUUUAUAAGUCAUUGGCGUCGAAAAUGCGCUGGUAUAUGCUAACAAGGGAUUUACUGUUUUGCUAAAAAUAUGUUAUCUAAAUACUCUAUUAGCUUUUUUUUUUUUUUUUUUUUUUUUGGUUUAAUUUUAAAUAACACACGUUAUUUUUAUAUUUUUUCAGGGUGGAAAAUAUAUGGUUUUAUUUUUUUUACUGUUUUGCUAAAAAUAUGUUAUCUAAAUACUCUAUUAGCUUUUUUUUUUUUUUUUUUAUCUUUGGCUUAAUUUUAAAUAACACACGAUAUAUGUAUAUCUUUUCAGAGUGGAAAAUAUAUGGAUUUAUUUUUAUGACAUUAUCAAUAUUUGAGGUUACAGAUGAGGGAAUUGGAAUUUAAUCAUUCUUAAAAAUAAAAAAAAAUAAAAUUUUAUAACGUUUCUGACCUUGUACGUCAUGGAUAAGUAUGGGGCUUUGAAAAUUGGCUGGUAAAUUUUAAGAGUACAUUGACCCACAGCCGGAUUAAGUUGCAGGCCUGAGAUUAGGGUGUUGGAUUAUGCUUAUCAUUGGAAAGGGGAGGCUAAUGGUUUGAGUAAAUGAAACCCCGGAAGUUCAUGUUAAAUUUUAAAACAUUGUAUUUCUUCUCCUGUUAAAGAACAUAUAUUGACGUGGUAGAGGGACACACUGACACGAUUGCCAGACUAGCAGAAGUACCGCCCACGUGAUAUCGUAUGGGAAAAAAAUGUAGAGUUUUACAGCCAUUUGGAGAAAAGCAACUACCUAAUGUCUUUAUACAAGAAACACAACACCACAACAAAGACUGACAAAGGGCAAGUUAAACUAAUCGCAACACAGACCGACACAGCACAGACUAGACUAAUCACAACACAGACCCACGCAGCACCGGCUCAACUAAUCACAACACAGACCUACAUAGCACAGGCUAAACUAAUCACAACACAGGCCGACACAGCAGAGGCUAAACUAAUCACAACAUAGUCCGACACAGCACAGGCUAAACUAAUUACAACACGGACCGACACAGCACCAGACGAACUCAUUUCAAUUGCGAGAGCAUGGUUUAUAAGAAUAUCAUCACCUGCAUAUGAAAUGACCUCCAUGCAAAAUGACCUGUAUCUAAAACAACUUGCAUAUGAAAUGAACUGCAUUUAAAAUGACCUGAAUAUAAAAUGACCUCAUAUGAAAUGACCUGCUUAUGAAAUGAUCUGUACAUGGAAUGACCUGCAUAUGAAAUGAACCCACGUUAAAUGACCUGCAUUUGAAAUGACCUCAUAUGAAAUGUCCUCAUAUGAAAUGAACUGCAUAUGAAAUGACCUCUCGUGAAAUGACUUGCAUAUGAAAUGACCUCGUAUGGAAUGACCUGCAUAUGAAAUGACCUCUUUUGAAAUAACCUGUAUAUGAAAUGACCUGCAUAUGAAAUAACCUUUAUAGGGAAUGACCUGCAUAUGAAAUGACCUGCAUAUGAAAUGACCUGCAUAUGAAAUGACUUUCAUAUAAAAUAACCUGCAUAAUGAAAUGAUCUUCAUAUGAAAUAACCUGCAUUAUGAAAUGACCUGCAUAUGAAUGACCUCAUUUAAAAUGACGUUAUUUGAAAAUUUGAAAUGAACUCAUACGAAAUCAACUCAUUUGAAAUGACGUCCAAGAAAUGAUUAAGGGAACCGAAAUAGACCUGAUCUCAGAUAUAAAAAAAAAAUUCAACAUUUUUUACAAAGGUCGUAAAAUGCAUUUGUUAACAUAUACAAACCGUAACAAAUAAACCUAACUUUAUUCACCCAGGGAACAGAUUAUACUUCAUGAUCGUGCUCACCUGGGAUUUGAAUGGUCACUGUCCUCAAUGGGGAAAACAACAUUACAAAAUCACUGGGCAGGCAAUUUUCUGUUUUCCUUCCUCAGAAGUUGGGAGCACAUGCCUUUCGACGACUAUGCUUUUUUCAAUGCUCGAUUGCUUACCAUCAAUAUCACCAUCUCUUACUUGCAGCCCCCAAUAUACAGUCCUCUCUUCCCGAUGUAAGUACAACUUUACGAAAUUUUCUCACGGAAAAUAUUUGCAGAUAAAUCCUGCAACUUCUUGUGUAUGCACGUAUUUUUAUUGAUUUUUAAAAAAAAAAAAUUAAUGGUAUCAGUCUAUUAAUGUAUUUGUUAUUUUAUACGUUUCUUUACUUAUACCAGUAUGUUAAUGAGUUCUUAAUUUUUAAAAAAAAUUAAUUAUUUGUACCAGUAUAGUAAUGACUUCAUUAAGUCUAGGGUUAUGGUGUUUUUUUUGUAUUAUGUCUUUCAAUCUAAUAAUAAUAGUAAGUGCCUUAAAUACUACAACGAUGUCUUAUACUAAAGCUCGAAGAAAACAGUUUUCACAACAAAGCUACACUUUAUUAAAAAAUAAACCAUUUGCACGUGAUAGAGAACACAAUAAAAAAUAUGACUUUACUUUGAAGAUUUCCAGUGAAGCAUCAAGGACAUAAUGACAAACGUGGUUACCGUUGCUAUGUGUAACAUUUAGACAAUGAAAUAAAGGCGAGGUUUAAUUAAAAACUGCAAGAGAAAAUGAUCCAUUAGAAAUUGACAUAAUUCACUUAGAUGCGAUGACCUAGUUCCCGGUUUAGAGGAUUGUCGUUGCUUGUUUAUUUUCGAUUUCUCACCACACUUACUUUGGCCAUAGAGAUAGACAGCACUAGUAAGACACACACACACACUGGCGAAUGGGUCAUUUUAAAAUAUCUGACCUCGAGUUGAACACUAAUUUGAGAUUUUAUACUCUGCUGGCGGGUCUAAACGAUUCUGAGACAAGUUUGAGCCAUAGAGCAAUACGAUACAUCAUAUGAUUUGAAUACUAUUUUAUUCAUUAUCUAGUGUUUAACAGGGCGCAGUUGUGCUUUAAUCGGUUUCGGAAAUUUUGAGAAAGCACCCGGUGUUAUAAAAUAAGAUUUAGUUUUUUCAAUUUCUAUGACAUGCAAUGAAAUCCAAAGCACUAAUCAGCAGUGAGAGUGCAUUGCCUUCCUCAACUUUUUUCUAGUAAGAGACAACCCACUGAACGGAAAGUUGCCGGAUCUCGGCAUAGAGAUGAUGUUGUACGAAAACCCAUCGACCGAGAAGAUACUGUCGUUCAUUUUAUAACAGGUUAAAAAAGGACUCACAUGCGCACACAGGACCGAAGUGAAAGGACCGCUCAGGACCCAGUUCUGUGUGCUGUACAGCGCAAGAAGAUUUUUUUUUCUUUAAAAGCGUGAUUAAAAAAAAAAAAAUGCUCUACACAGAAGAUACAAACAUGUUUACCGGAGUUCAGACGCCACGCAAGAAGCUCGCUGCGUGACUGUCUGUAUUAACCAUUACUUUUAAAAUAAAACAUUUGGAGGUGGUGGUGGGCAAUUUUAAAGAGGAUGCAGGUCGUACCAGAAGCAAAAUAGAUAUAAGAGGUCAAGGAUUUUUCUCUUCAUAAUCACCCUCGACAUGAGGUGAAAUCGCUGAGGGGAAAUUGUGAGGUGAAGACUGGUUAACGCUUCAUUUUAACACAGUUUUAAUUUUUUUCUUUGUUCACGAACCAAGCUUGAAUGGUAACACAUAUUAUCGUUUUGGAAGGAUAACAUUUGCAACAUUGCUUUUCAAGCAGCAUGAUUUCGAUUAGGAUACCACCAGUUGGUCAUUAUAACACGAGUAUUUCUAUUUAUAAAACAUUAGUGAAACUGAAAUAGUAGCAAUGGGGGCGUACUAUAAUAGUUUCCCAAACAAUUUAGAGAUCCUGUCGUUGAUACCUUCUGGUACUUGUAGUUUUAAAAAUUGUCCAGGCUAAUGCUACUCAUUUAUUAUUAAGUUAGUCCAACAAAAAUAUUUGACAAGCGUAUUCCAUAAUACACUCAUUACACACAUAUGACACAUAUGAUACACAUAUAACACACGCAUUAAAUAUAUUACCUUUUCACUUACAUUGAAUAACUUAACAAUUAUCUUUAGAUCAUUUCAGUACGGAAGUCUUGGUCGUUUGAUUGGCCACGAAUUCAUGCACCCCUUUGAUAUUGGUAAUAGACGGGUCGAUAGAAACCUCUUGCCGAUUUCGCCCGGCUGGACGUCUUCCGCUAAUGAAUCCUUCAUGGCGGGCGUCAGUUGUCUCGUUGACUUGUACAGUUCAUGCACGUACGAUGGCAUACGGGUAAGUUGAUGCAAUAGGGUUGUCUCAAAUACUUCCUACAUCAGGAGUCUCAAACUCGUAGCUCAAGGGCCCUUUGAGGCCCGCAAGACUAUAUUUUGAGGCCCGAUACAUGACAGCAAAGUUUUGCAUAAUGCGGUCCGCGCGUUUUACACAUGUUCAAAUCUAUAAUGUAACCCAACGUGAUGGUUUUAGUCGGAUCUCACCGACUAGUAUAAUCCUGAGUUUUCUUAUAUUUGUAUAGGUUUGAACGUUGAUUAUAAUUGUAAAGCAAAAAAUUGAAAUCGAAAUAAAAGUUUCAAAUUGAUAGCAUUUUAUAAGACAAACCUGGUCAAAUGUGUGGUUUUGAAAAAAAAAAGUUUUGAAAGUCAGUUACUGGGUAUGCACAACCAUAAUUGUGUAAAUCGUAGCAGUCUGACACAAGAACCCCUAUUAAAAUUGCCGCUAGUGUGUAUGAGUGACGAGUGAGUGCGAUUCCAAACCUAACAGCUUGGUCACUUUCCAAAUAGGGUUAGUCAGAAAGUAAUUGUAUACGAUUAAAAAGUAGCCAAAAGUAAUCAAUUUAAUUUAGUUGUUUUGUGUAUAGAUAUCUAUUUAGGGACAUCCUUCGUGGGCUGUUGAGAAGUUCGCAUACCUUGGCUCCUUUAUCUCUAGUUCCCCUCCGUUGAUAAAAGAGUGAGCAUCAUGAUUGCGAUAGCAUAGGCACCUAUGGCUACUUUGUAUAAAUUGUGGAAUAAUCUUUAAUAAACUCAUAGUAAAAAAAUAAGCAUUUAUAAGGCUGCGAAGUGUGGACCAAAUGCUCCAAUCAUGAGCUUAGAUCCAGAAGCUUCCAUCAAAGAUGUCUGUGUCGAAUUUUACGCAUUUAAUGGCAGGACAAGGUGCACACUUUUUUAUUUUUAAAUAUAAUAUUUAUAUAAAUAUAUAUAAAUAUAUAUAUAUAUAUUUAAAAGGAUAAUCAAAUAAUUAAAUGGAAAUUUUACAUUUACGAUUAAUCCAUAUUUGGAAAUAGAAUAGUAAAACAUAAUUACUAUUUAAAAUUUAGCUUCUGGUGUAUAUAAGAUAAAUGGUAAAACGAAUAAUUCAGCUUUUCGGCACUCUAAAAAAGAUAUGGAAUCCAUCAAAUACUCUCCUUCAAAUGAUACUCAAUUUCCUUGUAUUUCUUUUAUUUUUUCAUAUAUUAUAUACAUCUCCAAAAUAUUUUUGUCCGUUUAGUUCUUAAUUUUUCAAUGUAACAAUUCAGGUAUUCUUUCACUUCCUGUAUUCUUGGUUUUGGCAAAUACAGUUACCUGCAACAGUGAGGGUGAUCACUUAAUCAAUUUUUUUUUUAAAUUUAAUUUCUAUUUCUUGUGGUAUUUUCAUUUUUGCUGUCAGCUGAGGAAGGCUCUUAGUCAAAACGAUCUUGCUUGGUCAAGGAUGGGAGAAACCCUUUUGUUAUGUGCAUGUUACUGGUGUUAUGUUGGCUACGGAAAAGAUAUUUCAUUCCCCCAACAGUAGCAUCUUCCUACGCAUCAAUAAUUAAUCAUUAUGGUCUACUCCAGUCUACUCUUUGAAAACGUUUUAGUUUUAGAAUCGCUCGUUGGAAUGACCUUACUUUUAUUUUCGCUUUAUGCUUUUUUUUCGUCUGUGAGUGCUAGAGCUCAUUAUUCUCAUAUAAUUUAUUAGCUGGAUAUUUUUAGAUUAGAUCACCGCGAAUUGAAUUUCUUUCCUAAGGAUAUAACCCCGUUAACAAUGGUACGCAAUGUGACGGCCCGGUCUAAUUGUGGAGUUUAGGGGUGUCGCGAUGCUCAAUAUUCGAAUUUGAUUGUCUUGUUAGCCCAAGUUUUGGAACAAACUAGCACAAGUAUGUGCAGUGAUUAGUGAUUGUUUUCGCCAAAAUUAAUGUAUAUUUAUUUGAUGAAACUAAAACUGCAGAAAAUGUUUGCUGACUUAAUAUCAGCCAAAAGGAGAAGGAUAGGAUGGUUGUUCAUGUAAUAAACAGGAUCCCAAACGGCUCAUGGACUUGGCUUAUCUUGUUCACCUUACGCAGGAGCUUAAUGUACUCGACAAGAAAUUACAAGACUAGGGUCAGUGUUGCCUAUGACAAUGUCAGGGCAUUCUGCACAAAACUUGUGUCAUGGUUCCCAGAGAAAUCUCUGUCAUUUAUCAAAAUGCAAAGUACUCACGAACUUUGGCACACCAUUCAGUAGUAAGUAUGCAAAUGCCAUUGCAAAGCUACAAAAAGAUUUUGAUCACAUGUUUGCAAACUGCAAAACUCACAGGGCCACUUUUCAAAUUUUCGCUGACCCUCUCUCCUACAUCGUGGAAGAUCCUCCCACACCCCACCCCAAACAUUUUGCGCCUCUAAUGGGGCUGAUUGAUCUUCAGUGCAAUUCUGAACACAAUGCUUUGUUCCUGGAGGUGAAAGGGGAAAGAAACAGACAAGUUUGGACAAUUUAUGAGAGAAUCGCCCUCCAUUUUCCCUGAGAAUUUCAAGUUGUUCAAGCGGAUCAUGUUCCUCUUUGGGAGUAUCUGAGUGAAAAUCUUUUUUCCACACGUCAAAGUUCAGAGCAGAACUGACUGAUGAGGACCCUCCAACUAUACUGUGGGUCUCAGUUGCUUUCUCACUCCAGCCAAAUGUUGCUCAGCUGUUUUAAGAAGAAAUGCUUCCAGGUCUCUGGCAACAAUGAGUAGAGGAAGUAAGUGAAGCCUAGAUCUUUAGAACCUUUAAUGUUUUUAUUUUUUUAUUAAUAAAGUUUGAUCAGAUUGUACUAAUUAUUUUUACUGAAGUUUUUAUCACUUUUUUGGCCCAGUUUCACUCAGACUCUACCUCCUGUUGCCCCCGGAUAAUUUAAGUUUGAGAACCCUGUCCUUCAUGUAUGUACAACAUAGAUGUCCAGUAGAGACAAAACAUACACGAUGGUGUAUAGCUAAGUAGACGAGCUUUCAUUGCGUAAAAAUAUCACCUUAGACAGAUAUUUAAAACCACAUAUAAUAAUAAUUUAAGGGACGAGAAUAAAAUUGGGCAAAAAUAAUACCUUCAAGGAUGCAACCUCAAAAUUGUCUGAAAGAAACAGAGAAUUCAAGUAUGAACCAAAAUGCAUUCCUUUAUUUUGAAUUUUCCCGAGAGUCUUUGACACCCUAUUUUUCUGCAUUCAUCUCCCCUUACGUUGAGCAGUGUGACAGUAUGGGGUUUAAUCAAUGGGUUUGCCAAAUAAUUACUCUAUUUAUCCUCAUAACUGUACUGAAUUAAGUUCAUGAAGACACUGGGCUCCAUUACGCGCCCCUCCCCCCCAACCAUUUUUCGUUUAAAAAUUCCUGCCCCACAAAAAAAUAGAAACACCGAUUUCAGGUUUACUUGGAAAUGUACCUCUUGAUUUUGACAUUAUCAAAAAUGUUUUGGGUAGGUGAAUCCAGGGACAGUACUUUCACACUCACUUUCAAGAUAAAAGCUCUGUAGUUAUCCGAAAAUACCGCCCCAGCCAUAAUAAAAACUUGACACUUGGGUGGGCCACCCCAUUCCCCCCCAACCCUUCUACGUCUCUGGCAGGGGUGUAGCUAGAGUGUUUGGCACCAUGGGACAAUAUUCAUUUUCACGCCCCCCACCCCCUUUUUUUCAACUCUGGAAGCCAGUAUUAUUAUUUAAUAAAUACCACCAACGCUAAUUUUUGCGCCCCCACUAGUCUAGUGCCCUGGGACGUCUUCCCCCCUGAGCUGCCCCCCCAUUCCCCCCCAACCCUUCUACGUCUCUGGCAGGGGUGUAGCUAGAGUGUUUGGCACCAUGGGACAAUAUUCAUUUUCACGCCCCCCCCCCCUUUUUUUCAACUCUGGAAGCCAGUAUUAUUAUUUAAUAAAUACCACCAACGCUAAUUUUUGCGCCCCCACUAGUCUAGUGCCCUGGGACGUCUUCCCCCCUGAGCUAUGCAUCUGGGAUUUGACACUGCCCCCCCCCCAACACACACACUUAAAUCUAAAAUGCCCCUCUGAGGAAGAUGCCUGAAAGAAACAUUGUUCAUAUUUGUGAUGGAACAGAGUAAGCAAUCAUCCUAAUUGUUAGUGAGGAUAUCAAAUCUAAUAUCUUAAUGAAAAGAGCAGACCGUUGAGCCAGAGCUCAUUAAGACUUCUCCAAAAUACCCUCUUUUCCACCAACCCGAAAAGCGCUAGACAAGUCGGGCAACGAAGCGGCACGCUGGAGUCACUUUUUCACUGAGACAGCCCUACCCGGCUUUCACGCAAUUGACCAUGCAUGUGGGGCGACACCAAACAAUGAAAAGCUGGUGAUUCUCUCCUUUCUCCUCCUUUUGUUAGAGACUGCGAUGGAUAUAUUUUAAUGUCCCGAAAAAACAACCCGUCCAAUCACGGGAUGAUGUCUACUUGUUGUUUCUACUUUGUGAUUAUGUCACAUCGUAGCUGGGGCGAAAGAUUAAUAGCUAUUGUAUAUUAUGAAUUUAUUUUUAAACAACUGAUAUCUUUGACUAUUUAAGGCCAAUGGAUAUAAAGCCGUAAAUGAGGACGUCUGUGAUAAUGAAGGUCUCAAACUUGCUUAUCGGGCAUACAAAUCGUUAGGUAAAGUCUACGAUCCACGUCUACCUGGCCUGAACCUCACGGAUGACCAGAUGUUUUUCCUGGCCUUUAGUCAGGUAAGUUCCCUUAGAGAAUGAGAUGGGAUGUUAAAUUUUAUUUUUAGGUGUGUCAUUUGGUUUUUAAAAAUUCUUUUGAGAGCUUAGUCUAAUUAAGUAUUUAACCACCCUUAAAAUUCAGUCUGGUGAAAAAUGCAAAGAACCUGCUUGUAAAGUCAGUCAAAUGAAUUACAAAAACGUCAUGUUUAGCUUAUGUUUAUAUUCAAACUUGUUAUUGAAUAAUCCAUUCUCGAGCUCAUAUAAAUUCAAUCAAAUAUAAAGAUUUAGAUUGAAUGCUAGAGCUCUGUAGUUUAUAUCGAAAAUAAUGGUUCACAUAAUUGUUUUAAAAAAAAAAAACAGAUGCUAAUGAGAACUGGGACAAUGAAUUGCUGAGGAAAUGUCACAAGCAAUAAUGUACGGUUGGAACAAUGCAGCCAUAGUUCUACAUUCGUUGCAAAAAGUAUUUUGUUUUAGGGUGAUUUUCCUGUUCCUGUGUGGUACAGCAAAAUGCUAAAUAUAAUAAUAACAAAGAUUAUUUGAAAAUCACGUUUCAUCUCCAAAGGUUCAAAGCGCGGUACAUAACACAUUCAAGUACAAAAUGCAACACUACAAAAACUACAUACGAGAAUAUCCAUUCUAAGUCUUUCAUACCUUUCAACCAUAAACAACACAAGCCAAUAUACAUCUAAAAGAUAAUAGCUAGAUAGACAAAGUCACCCCAGCAGGUGUUUGCGAAAUAGAUAGGUCUUCAAAUCAGUUUUGAAAGACUCCAGUGUCUGGCUGCUUCUGUGGGCGUCAGAAGGUGUGUUCCAAAUUGUUGGGCGAGCAAAUGCGAACGUGCACCUUCCGUAAGUCUCAAGGCGAACACGUGGUAUCGAGAGUUUGCCACUAUCGGAUGAUCGGAGGUGUCUAGUGGGUACAUAAGUCGUCGGUAGCGCUUUGGGAUAGGACGGCGCCAGGUCAUGCAAGCAGCGGUAGCACAAAGUUGAAAUUUUGUACUCUAUGCGAGCGCGGACUGGCAGCCAAUGCAACUCUCUCAGAAGUGUUUUAGCAUGGUCGCUUUUGCGUUUUUGAAGAACAAUGCGAGCCGCAUUAUUCUGUGCUUUUUUAAUUUUUUUGAGAAACCUCGCCGGAAGACCCACCAUGAGAGCAUUACAGUAGUCCAUGCGGGAUAGCAUGAAUGCAGACUUCAGUCUCUUUGAUGCAGCUAACGUUAAGAAAGGUCUGAAAUGACUAAUUCUGCGCAGCUCUAGUAUAAUCGCCUUGCAAAGCAUGUUAAUGUGAUUUUCCAUAGCUAGUGUUCUGUCUAAGUAGACACCCAGGUUUAGCACUGUUUGAGCAAACUCAAUCUGUAUACCCAAGAGAGUAAGGGUUUGUGUGUAUCUAUAUGUUUUAGCGUUUGAGCGGUAGCAAUUGGGAUCAGCUCGGUCUUUUCAUCGUUCAAUUUCAGCUUGUUUAUUGUCAUGCAGUGCUUAACUGACUCCACUGUAAUUUAUAAGCCAUUCCCCAAUUAUCUGUAUCUAGCAGUACCGCAUACAACAUAUUUUAAUCCAACCUAUUAUCUGUUUCCAGCAUGCAGAACUUAAAAACAAAAAAACAACUGUCUACAUAGUCAACUCAUCAAGUUGUCAUGGAAAAUAUGUCAAACGAAUUUACAUCGUGUCUAUAUACUCAAAACCUCACUUGUUUUUGUAGAAUGACUUCACUAAUUGCUUGUAGUUUCUUGUUUUUGUUGUUGUAGUCACAUUUUGCAAUUAACAAUGCAAUGUGGUCAGUGGCAUAGCUAGGGUUGGUGCCGCCCGGUGGAGACAAGAUUUUUUCCCGUCCUAUUUCACUUAAAAACUGUACAGUAGUCAGAAAAUGACGCAACUUUGUAUUAGGUAGAAAUGCCACCCGGGGCGGGCGCCCUCUACUCCCCCGCUACCAAAGCCUCUGUAUUUGGUGUAAUGCACUCAAUCCAACCCAUUGGUGGUUUGAUAAGAAGCUUUGCUAAGCUGUCCUUUAAAGGCUAGAUUUGAAGCUCAUUUUAUCCUUAUUAAGUGUUGUCACUGGUAUUCUUGACAGCCUUGCUCAAACAUGAAUGCCUUGUUGUCCCUGGCUGCUGGUACAUCAGUUUGAAAAUUAGACUAAAGUUAUUUCCCUUUUCUUCUUUGCGUUUGAAAUUGUUUUUUUAUAGCAUUCUAGCAUCAGUCCUCUGUUAAUCGCCAAGUCAAUCCAUGAUAUUAAUUCGAGGCUUAUAAUCAAGAAAAUAGACUUAAUGUUUGAUUAAUUAAACAAAUUGCUGUAGAAAUCCAUUGCACCCAGUGAACACUUACAUGAACUAUAACGGUAUUUUUGUUUAGUAGUCAUUUGCUUGAAUAAUGUACUUUACUUUAGGUUAUAUACCUAUUCUGUCAGUAGUGUAGGAUUGGUUUGAAACGUACUUUACUUUAGGUUAUAUACCUAUUCUGUCAGUAGUGUAGGAUUGGUUUGAAACGUAAGUACUGCUCAUCUACGUUGACUUUGCUAAAAAAUAAACUAUAUUUUUAACACUCGGAAUUUAUAAAACGAUAUAUACAUUAAUUUUUUUGUAAACGUAUUUUACUUGACCAGAGUUACUGCAUAAUAGACGCAGGUGGUAAGGCGAAGCGUGGCGGAAAACAUAAUGCUCACAGAAUCAGGUAAGAAAUGUCUUGAAAACUUAAUUCAAUGAAUGAAUGAAACACGUACGAUUAAGUUUCUGACCUCUUUGAGUCAACUUUGUUUCUGAAUAAUUUCAUAAUAAUAAUUUUGACGAAUUUAUAUUCCUAUUGUUCUAAUCGUCUUUCUUUAACCAGGGCUUUGGGGACUAUCUCAAACAGUGAGGAGUUCGCCAAGGCGUUUAACUGCCCAGCUGAUUCACCUAUGAAUCCAAAGAAAAAAUGUCCAAUUUAUUAAAGGGCAACAAGAAAUGCA
Molecule: messenger RNA, 59305 nt
Organism: Lymnaea stagnalis (great pond snail)
Lineage: Eukaryota; Metazoa; Mollusca; Gastropoda; Lymnaeidae
Source: the annotation of a GenBank genome assembly